This is a messenger RNA of Cloeon dipterum, 53417 nucleotides long. It is a transcript of the gene dpy, whose product is annotated as dumpy. The record is from RefSeq and is a predicted model, not a curated record. NCBI's taxonomy places the organism in Eukaryota, Metazoa, Arthropoda, Insecta, Ephemeroptera, Baetidae. Gene Ontology annotation, molecular function: calcium ion binding. The transcript is spliced from 118 exons. The coding region runs from base 117 to 52100 and encodes 17327 amino acids.
AUGUGAGAGGAGAGCCGGAUCAGUCUAGUGCAAGACUUUGAGCCGAAGACCCCGUCGCAAAAGCCUUGGCAUAAGGCAGGGGAGAAAUACCUGCAGAGCUGUGGCAUCUGGCAGCCAUGGCCACGGCCAAUAUGAAGUUACUACUCUUUCUAGUCGUUUGGAUAACACUCGCGUCUUGUGCGAGUAGCCAAGGUGGAGUAGGAUUUGGAAUAAAACGAGAGAUCUUCUUCCUGAACCUGGAGGAUGGCUACUUUGGUUGUCAGGUCAACGAGUCAACCACAGUGCUGCAACUCUUUGAGUUGUCGCAUUUGUGCGACGGGACUCCGAAUUGCUUCAUGGGCUCUGACGAGCUGAGCAAGGAGCUCAAAUGCACAAGCGACUGUAAGUCAGAAAAAGGAAUCGAGUGCCAGAACGGAGCGUGCCUCGAUUCCCAGUGCCACUGCAACGAUGGCUAUGGCGGUUGCAGCUGCGAAGUACCUGACGAAAACGAGUGCAAAUAUCGUCCCUGCGACGUGUUCGCCCACUGCACAAACACUUUGGGCAGCUUCCAUUGCACUUGUUUCCCAGGGUACAGAGGCGACGGCUUCCACUGCGAAGACAUCAACGAAUGUGAUGACCCCGCAGUGGCAGCUAGGUGCGUGGCCAACGCAGAGUGUUGUAACCUGCCGGCGCACUUCCUUUGCAAGUGUCUGCCCGGCUUCGAGGGUGACGGAGAGGUUGCCUGCACAGACAUCAACGAGUGUGCGCGGGCCAACGCCUGUGGUCUCAACGCUCUGUGCCAGAACACACCAGGAAAUUACACCUGCGCGUGUCCUGAGGGCUUCCAAGGCAACCCUUACGAUGGGUGCGUGGACGUGGACGAGUGCCAGAGCAAAAGGGCGUGCGGAAAGGGCGCGAUUUGCUUCAACGAACUCGGUGGAUACAGGUGCGAGUGUCCACAGGGUUCCGAGGUCGAUGCCAGGACCGGCGAAUGCACGGACAUGGACGAGUGUGCGCGCAGCCCUUGCGGAAGGGACGCCCUGUGCUCAAACAUGCCCGGCAGCUUCAAGUGUGCCUGUCCUCCAGGCUACAAGGGCGAUCCGAUGGUGUCUUGUUCUGAUGUGGACGAAUGUGCAAACAACCCUUGCGGAAAGGGUGCCGAGUGCACCAACAUGGAUGGUGGGUACAAAUGCAUCUGUCCGGCUGGCUACUCAGGCAUCCCUGAGAAGGAGUGCGUGGACAUCAACGAGUGUGGCCGUCCUAACUCGUGCGGCGUCAACGCAAAAUGCAUCAAUCUGGAGGGAUCCUACCAGUGUGUCUGUCCCGAGGGAUUCACUGGACAGGGCCACUUGUUCUGUGAAAACGUGAACGAAUGCAAGGAUAGGCCGUGCGGAGCCAAUGCUAUCUGCACCGACACUAUUGGCAGUUACACUUGCACCUGCAAAGAAGACUACACUGGAGACCCAUACAAAGGAUGUGUCGACAUCGACGAGUGCCAAGUUUACGAUCGACCUUGUGGCUCCAACGCCAUAUGCGAAAACGCAGCGCCAGGCUACAACUGCCUGUGUCCUCAGGGCUACACAGCCAAACCGAGCCCUGACGUCGCGUGCGAGCAAGUGGACGUCAACAUUUUGUGCCAGACCAACUUCGACUGCGUCAACAACGGAGAAUGCGUCGAAGGCCAAUGCUUCUGUCGCGAGGGUUUCGUGGCACAGGGUGCUAUUUGCGUCGACAUCGACGAGUGCCAUGCCAACCCUUGCGGACCGUUCGCCAGCUGUUCCAACACCAUCGGCGGCUACCACUGCGAAUGCGAGGCUGGCUACGUCGGUGCUCCACCCAGGAUGCAUUGCAAAGCGCCCUGCGACGAUGUCAAGUGCGGACAGCAUGCCUUCUGCAAACCUGAUGGACAAGAAGCCUAUUGUAUUUGUGAAGAGGGAUGGACUUACAACCCUAGCGAUAUUGGUGCUGGUUGCAUUGACGUCAAUGAGUGUGACAAAUCUCACGGUCCUAACGGAAGAUGCGGCGCUCACUCUGUCUGCACAAACAUACCCGGUAGCUACAAAUGCGAAUGCGCUGCUGGCUUCACUGCAACUGCUUCAAACCAAUGCAUUGACAUUGACGAGUGUGCCAGUGGAGUAGUCUGCGGGGAGAGCGCAGUUUGUGUCAACAAGGUCGGAAGCUACAGCUGUGAAUGUCCCGAGGGAACCAUUCCGGACCCUGACCCCAAGGUCAGGUGCGUUGGCGUGGUCACUUGCAAGGUUGAUGAUGACUGCCCUGGAAAUGCAAAGUGCGACAAUUUGCACAGAUGCUUAUGUCCGGAACCGAACAUUGGAGACGACUGCAGACAUCCUUGCGAGCAAGCUUCCUGUGGCCCGAACGCCCAGUGCAACCUUGUGCACGGUCAGGCCAAGUGCUUCUGCAGCUCUGGCUACACUGGUUCUAACUUGGGUGGAGUGCACAGCUGCAUUGACAUUGACGAGUGCGCCGCCAAUCCAUGCCCGUCUGGAGCUAUUUGCAACAACGAGCCCGGCAGCUACUCGUGUCAGUGCCCGGGAGGAAUGUCUGGAGAUCCCUACAGAGGCGGCUGCCUGAAGGUAACCGAGAAAACUCCUCUGCCUUGCGGUCCGGAGAGGCCUUGUCCUGCUGGCGAACAGUGCGUCAGGGACGAGUUCAUCGGAACCAGCGUUUGCAUCUGCCAGCGCGGCUACACACGCGACACUGCCACUGGAAAAUGCAAAGACGUCAACGAGUGUUUGGAGCAGGGCACAAAGCCUAUUUGCGGGCUCAAUGCUAUUUGCAAAAAUCUACCUGGUGCCUAUGAAUGCUACUGUCCACCUGGCUUUAAUGGAAAUCCCUACUCCCUCUGUGAAGAAUGCAACACGUUGGAGUGCCAAUGCAGACCACCCUACCAAGUUGUUGGAGGUCAGUGCGUUCUGUCUGGCUGCUCAAAGACCGAGCUGUGCCCUGCUGGCGCUGAAUGCAUCACCAUUGCCGGUGGAGUCAGCUACUGUGCCUGUCCUAAGGGCUUCAAGCCUUUGGCUGGUGGAACUUGUGAAGAUGUCAACGAGUGCUUGGAGGGUCGCAAUGUUUGCGGUUUUGGAGCUGAGUGUAUUAAUAGGAAAGGCUCCUACGAGUGUGUUUGCCCUCAGGGCUACAGCGGAGACGCAUUUAAUGGCGUGUGCUCGCCUGAUCAAGUCAGGUGCCGCGCCGAUUCAGACUGCUCAGCAAACGAAAAAUGUAUCCAACCUGGCGUCUGUCUCUGCCCGCCUCCUUUCUUCACAGACGGCAACCAGUGCAAGAGUCCUUGCGAGAGGUACCCUUGCGGCAUGAACGCAAAGUGCACACCUUCAAACCCACCAAAGUGCAUGUGCGAGGCUGGAUUUACUGGAAACCCCAUGCAAGGCUGCGUCGAUGUUGACGAGUGUCGAGACAAUCCUUGCGCCUAUGGGGCUCACUGCCUGAACGAGAAGGGAGGAUUCAAGUGUGUUUGCGCCAAGGGCAUGACUGGCGACCCCUACAGAGGGGGCUGCAUUGGAACUGGCUCGACUAAGGCUGAGUGCGUAAGGAACACAGAUUGUGCUGGCCCUCUGACUUGCGAGCAAGGUGCCUGUGUCAAUCCUUGCGCUUCACUUCCCUGCGGAGCCAACGCGUACUGCGAGCCUGAAAACCACGCUGCUUGGUGCAGAUGCACUGUUGGAUUCAAAGAAGCUGCUAAUGGUGCUUGCGUGUCAAUGUGCGAGGGAGUUACUUGCGGCAGAGAUGCCCAAUGUAUUCCCACAUCUGAAGGACCAACCUGCAAGUGUAUCGAUGGACUCAUUGGCAAUCCAUUUGCUGGCGGUUCUUGCUACCCUGACGUUUGCUCAGCUGCCAAUCCUUGCAAGGAGCCUGCUGUUUGCAUAGGUGGAAGGUGCAAGAGCCGGUGCGAAGGUGUUGUUUGCGGCAUUGGCGCCUCGUGCGACCCAACCACUAGCAAGUGUGUCUGUGAUCCGUUCUUUGUUGGAAACCCUGACUUGCUCUGCAUGCCUCCUAUUGUUCCACCUGCUUGCAACCCUGGCUGUGGAAAUAACGCUCACUGCGAAUAUGGACCAUCCAACCAGUGCGCCUGCAACGCUGGCUUCUACGGAAACCCUUACACAGGGUGUGGCACUCAGGAGAAGUCCUGCGGUCCAUCGGCUUGCGGAAAGGGCGCCCAGUGCAGACAGUCCAUCAGUGGUGUUGAAUGCAUUUGCCCUGCUGGAUUCAGUGGCAACCCGUAUGUUGGCUGCUCAGACGUCAAUGAGUGCUUGGGUCAGACUUGCGGAAACAACGCUGUUUGCAUCAACACAGUUGGAGGAUUUGACUGCAGAUGCAAGGAUGGCUUUGCUGGAAAUCCGUUCCACGUUUGUCUUCCUGCUGAUGAAAGGAGAUGCGCUGACCCUUCAACCUGCCCUUGCGGACCAGACGCACCUUGUCCUUCUGGACUCAAAUGUGAUAAGGGAAGAUGCAAAGAUCCAUGCCAAGGAAUCACCUGUGGAGCUCACGCUGUCUGUGAUGCUGGAAAGUGCUUGUGCCCUCAGGGAACCACCGGAAACCCCAAGGAGAGCUGCAAACCAACCGGACAGUGCAGAAAUGAUCUGGACUGUGCGCAAAAUGAAAUCUGCUUCCAGCCUGGAAAAGGAAAGAGAAAGUGCGUUGACGCCUGCACGAAACUGCAGUGCGGCCCGAACGCUCUUUGCAUUUCUGAAAACCACCGCUCUUUCUGCAUUUGCCUGGACGGCUAUCUCGGCAACCCCAGUGACUUGGGUGUCGGUUGCCAGCCACAGAUUGAAACCAUCAAGAGCCAGUGCAGCACCAACAAAGACUGUCCUACUGGUUUGAUCUGUUUGGUUUCGCCUGAGGGAGUCAAGGCUUGUGUCAAUCCCUGCCAGAGCGUGGCCUGCGGAGACCAUGAAGUUUGCAAAAUCCAGGGUGGGCUUGCAGUUUGCGUCUGCAGUGAUGGAUUCAUCUGGAACCCUGUGUCAUCAGUUUGUGAAAAGCCCUCCAUUCCCGACUGCACCUCCGAUUUGGAAUGCUCGGCUCAACACGCAUGCCGACCUGAUGCUUUGGGAGUGCUCAAGUGCACACCAGUGUGCUUGGCUUUCACGUGCCCACAGAACGCCGCUUGCUACGCCGAUCAGCACCAGGGCCAGUGUCAAUGUCUACCUGGCUUCACUGGAAACCCCAACGAUCGUAAUGGAUGCAAACCUGCUUUCAAAAACCAGUGCACCACAGAUGCUCAGUGUCUGGAGUCGGAAGCAUGCAGAGAAGUCGACGGCGUACUUGGCUGUUUCCCAGCUUGUCUGGGUGUGCAGUGCGGGCCACAGUCGGUCUGCGUGGUCAACAACCACGUCGCCCGCUGCCAGUGUCCUCCAGGACUGUUCGCCGGAAACCCCAACGACCCGGCCUCUGGAUGCAAAAAGGUGCCUUGCGUCUAUAACGUGGACUGUCCCACGCACCAGCUUUGCAACCGUCAGGACCACACUUGUUACGACGUGUGCGACACCGAGUCCUGCGGAGAAAACUCCAUCUGCAUUGCCGAGAACCACAAGGCCCAGUGCCAGUGUCCUCCUGGCUACAGAGGCAAUCCACUGCCUGAAAUCGAGUGCGUGCCAAGCGGAGUUUGCGAUCCCAACCCAUGCCACCAGUCUGCAAUCUGUGAAGCGUCUGGAGUUUCCGGACACACCUGCAAAUGCCCUGCUGGUCACGUUGGAGAUCCAGUCACCACCGGAUGCCAUCCUGAGGGUCUCUGCCCAGGUGGAGACAAGGACUGUCCCCCUGAUUCGGUUUGCGUUGGAGGAAGGUGCGCCAGUCCUUGUGACGGCGCUUGCGGACCAAACAGCCUCUGCAGCAUCAGAGACAGAAAGCCGAUCUGCUCAUGCCCAGCUAAAUUUGUGCCUCAUCCAUCCAGCGACCAGGGCUGUGUUCGAGUUGUUGUUGGCUGCAACAGUGACGCUGACUGUCUUGGCGAUGUUUGCAUCAAGGGACAGUGUGUUGUUGCCUGCCGUAACAAUGAAGACUGCUCGCAAGGUGAGAGAUGCGUCAACAAGAAAUGUAUGCUGCCCUGCGCCACGCACUCCCAAUGUCUUGACGGACAAGCCUGCGUUAGUGGAGUUUGCUUACUUGGCUGCCGCAGCAAUAAGGACUGUCCUGAAGUGCAUGCCUGCGUGAACAACAAAUGUCAAGAUCCUUGUCAACUUGAGGGAUCUUGUGGUCUGAAUGCUAUUUGCAAAGUGAUUAACCACAACAUCAACUGCGACUGUCCCAACGGAUUCAAAGCCAACUCCCAUGCUCAGCAAGGCUGCUUGCGAGAGGUUGCGAUUUGCACAUCUACCGCCCAGUGCCCUCAAGGCACCACCUGCCAAGGAGGUGCAUGCAUGCUGGGAUGCAGUGACAAUGCCGGCUGUGCUUUUGGCGAGCGGUGCACCAAUGGAAUGUGCUACAAGGUCUGCUAUGGGCACAGCAACUGCUUGUCUGGAGAAGUUUGUAUCGAUGGAAUCUGCCAGCUGGGCUGCAGAGGAGACGGUGAUUGCCAUCCCACCGAAGUUUGCAUCAGCAACACUUGCAGAUGUGGAACUGGUUUUACUGCCAGUCCUACUGGCUGUCUGGACAUCAACGAGUGUGCUGAGAACCCCUGCCAUCCAACCGCAGAGUGCCAAAACAUUCCUGGAUCAUACAAGUGCGUGUGCCCUGUUGGAACUGUUGGAGAUCCAUUCAUUGCGCCAGGAUGCACUGCUCCCAAUGAGUGCGAAUCAAAUGGUGCUUGUUCUGAAAAUUUGGCCUGCGUUGGAGACGCUGCUGGCAUCCUUAAAUGCGCUGAUCCCUGUGGCAGCACGCUUUGUGGCCCUCACGCUAUCUGCAGCGUUUACGAUCACCACCCAGUUUGCUCAUGCCCCGCCGGACACCUUGGCGAUCCCAAUGAGCUGGCUGUCGGUUGUUACAAGGUUGAAUGCUUGGACAAUGAUGACUGCUCUGAUGACAAUGCCUGCGAUUCUAUUAGCAACAAAUGCAUUCACCCUUGCGAUUUUGUCAACUGUGGGCGUGGUACAUGCAAAGCAACUCAACACCAAGGAAUUUGCACCUGUUAUGAAGGAUUUGGAAUUGUCGAUGGAAAAUGCGUGGACAUUGAUGAAUGUCUGGCCAAACCUUGCCACUCCACAGCUACUUGUAAGAACAUCCCAGGCAGCUUUGAAUGUCUAUGCAAGGCUGGUCUCGUCGGCGACCCGACCGCCUCUGGCAGUGGUUGCAAACGGCCUGGCGAGUGUCUCACCGACUCUGAUUGCCCUCUGACCGCCACUUGCCUCGACAACACCUGCCGCAGUCCCUGCGAGUCUGGCAAGUUUGCUUGCGGUCGAGGUGCAGAGUGUUUGCCCACGCAGGACCACAAGGCAUUGUGUCGCUGCCCAGCUCAAACCAGAGGCAAUCCAGCUGUUGAAUGCGUUCAACUUGAAUGCGAAACGUUUGACGACUGUGCUGAUACCAAGGCUUGUUUGGAAGGAAAAUGCGUUGACCCAUGUGCCUUGCCCAACGCUUGCGGAGCAAGUGCUCAGUGCUUGCCCGCCAGCCACGUUGCUGUCUGCGCUUGCACGCCUGGAUACACUGGAGACCCUCACUUGGGCUGUGUUCCAGUGCAGUACUGCGCCGGAGACUUCCAAUGUCAAGCUGGAACCAAGUGCGCGGCUGGCAUCUGUACAUCUGAGUGUUUGAGCAACCGCGAUUGUAUUGGAGAUCAGCUUUGCAUUCAAGGAGUGUGCCAGCCGACGUGCAGGUCAAAUGAAACCUGCCCGCAAUUCCAAUUCUGCCAGAACAACAUUUGCGUUCAGCAAGUUGUCUGCUAUACAGACACUGACUGCAAUAACAAUGAGAAGUGCAUUGUCAAUUCUAUCGGACAGCACGAAUGCGUCGAUGCUUGCUCUGGUGCUCUUUGCGGUCGCAAUGCCGGCUGCUCUGCCAAGAACCACGAAGCACUUUGCACAUGUCAAAAGGGCUUCUUUGGAAACCCUGCGACCGGCUGCAAACAAAUCGAAUGCAACGUCGACGAUGACUGCCCAAUGGACAAGAUGUGUGACGGACAGACGUGCAAGAUCCCUUGCCUGGUGCACAAUCCUUGUGGACAGAACGCACUUUGUUCAACUGCCAAGCACAAGACAGCGUGCCACUGCCAGCCAGGAUUCACUGGUGACGCGAUCAACGGUUGCACAAUGAUCAACUUCUGCGCCCAGAAUCCUUGUGGACCUGGAUCGACUUGCGAAAACAUUCACGGAAAGUUCAAGUGCCACUGCCCUCCUGGAACUGUGGGAGACGCCUACCAAUCAGGAUGCGUUUCCCCUGUCGAGUGCAACAGAGAUGAAGACUGCCCGAACUCUGCCCAAUGCACCAAUGAAAGAGGCGAGCCUAAGUGCAGAGAUGUCUGUGAGAGCACUCUUUGUGGUCCAAACGCAGACUGCACAGCCAAGAGCCAUGCUGGUCUCUGCAUUUGCAGAUCUGGCUACGAAGGCAACCCCAACGACAUUAUUGUGGGAUGCAGACCUAAGGCUGUGGCAUGCUCUGCCAACUCAGAAUGUGUGACAGGCACAUACUGCUACGGUGGCAUUUGCAGAUUGCCUUGUGGAUCCAGUGAUGAAUGUGGACUUAACGAAGCCUGUAUUCAAGGCCAGUGUGACAACCCUUGCAACAGACCAAACGCUUGUGGAAUGAACGCGCAAUGCGCCUGCACAAACCAUGUUAAACAGUGCAGUUGUCCACCUGGAUUUACUGGCAACCAUGAAAUUGAAUGCGUCAGAAUUCCUGUUGCUUGCGAUACCACCAGCAUAUGCAAUGAUGGAAACUCUUGCCGCGAAGGAAUGUGCCUGCCUCAAUGCUUAACCGACGGCGAAUGCGCUUUGAAUGAAAAAUGUCUUAAAGGAAAUUGCAUAUUGACUUGCCGAGUGGACAAUGACUGCUUCUUGGGCCACAUCUGCCUGAACAACAUGUGCCUGUUUGGCUGCAGAGGCAACGAGGACUGUAGCGCCAGCGAGUCAUGCCGAGGAAACCGCUGUGUUGAUCCUUGCUCCGAGUCUGUGUGCGGACCCAAUGCCGUCUGCUCAGUCGUGAACCAGCGUGCGAUUUGCUCGUGUCAGGCUGACUUUAUUCCGAACCCGAAUCCUCAAAUUGCUUGCGUCAGAAGACCGAUUCCUUGCACGCAGAACAGAGGAUGUCCUGAUGGCUCCAGCUGCGUGGGAGAAGUCUGCAAGCCUGUGUGCUUCGCUGACUCAAACUGCCUUAGCAAUGAGAGGUGUAGCGAGGGAGUUUGCAAGCCUCUGUGCAGAAAGGCUGAUGAUUGCAGGAGUGGAGAAAUUUGCGAAGGCCUUGUUUGCGUUGCUGGAUGUUACAGUGAUAGCGAGUGCCCAUCAAACAGAGCUUGCGUCAACAACAAAUGCAUCAAUCUUUGUGACUCCCCUACUGCCUGUGGAACCAAUGCUGGCUGCACAAUGUCCAAUCACCAGAAACAAUGCAUAUGCCCAACACCUUUGGUUGGUGAUGCUUAUGCUGCAUGCAGACACGUCACAACUGUUUGUGGGCAAGCUGCAGACUGUGGCAGCGGGCAAAUUUGCUAUGGAGGCCUUUGCCACUCUUCUUGUCUCUCUGAUGGCGGCUGUUUGGCUGACGAACGAUGCGUUGAAAAUGUGUGCAAAUCUGUAUGCAACAGCGACGCCAUGUGUGGACCUCACCAAAUUUGCGAAAACAGGCUUUGCGUCAUUGGUUGCAGAAGUGACACCGUUUGCCCUGGCAACCAGGCUUGCAUCAACAAAGAAUGCAGAGAUCCAUGCGCUGGAGCGACAACUUGCGGCUUGUGCGCUGAGUGUCAGGUGGUGAAUCAUGGUGUGCAGUGCAGCUGCCCUAACUCCUUCCUUGGCAACCCGCUCGUAGCCUGCAACAAGCCAGUGAAGCGUUGUUCCAGUUCGUCAGAGUGCGCCUACUUAGGUGCCACUUGCGAGGAAGGCUUUUGUACUAAGCGAUGCUCCGCGACUCAUGACUGUGAUUGUGGCGAAACGUGCGCCUCUGACGGCCACUGCAGAGCCAUUUGCAGUAACGACAAUGGCUGCCCGCAGGGACAACUGUGCAGGAACCGCGUCUGCUCUUUGGGCUGUCGCUACAACAACGACUGUCCCAAUGACCGUGCCUGUGUCAACGGCCAGUGCGGUAGUCCUUGCGAGACUGGCAGAACUCCAUGCGGAAGGAACGCCAUGUGCAAGGUUUCAGAGCACAGAGCCAUCUGUCUCUGUCCCGACGGCUUUGCUGGAGAACCAAGCAGAGAGUGCACGCAAGUUGAGUGCAAGAGGAACGCAGAUUGCGAAGCUGACAAAAGAUGCGUCGAGAGGAAGUGCAGAAAUCCAUGCUUGGAGCAAGGCUCUUGCGGAACCAACGCCCAGUGCAGAGUGGUCAACCGCUUGGCCCAAUGCUCUUGUCCUCCUGGCUUCUACGGCAAUCCGACCAUCGAGUGCAAGCUGGACGCUGACGAAUGUCUGAAAAAUCCGUGCGGAGAGAAUGCCAGAUGCAGAGAUGUGACCAAUGGCUUCGAGUGCACUUGCAUCAGUGGCUGCGUUGGAGACCCCUUCAAGGGCUGUGUUUGCGAAGAGAGGCAGAUCGAUUUGUGCAGCACUGUCAGGUGUGGCUUCAACUCGAGGUGCCGCAUUUCCAACAGCGGAGCUCCUGAGUGCUACUGCCCACCUGAAUCACCACUGGGAGAUCCUAGCUCUGGUUGCUAUGCUGCUGUUGUUGCUGACUGCCGAACUGAUGGUUGUGGCACAGGCGCUGACUGCGUCCAAGAGAGCGGUCAGUUUGUGUGCCGCUGCCCUGCCGGAACAUCUGGACGACCUGAAAUCGAGUGCACCAAAGAGAGUCAGUGUUUGAGCGACCAUGACUGUCCCAACGACAAGGCUUGCAUCCACUCGCAGUGCGUCGAUCCGUGCAGUCUGCGCGGCUCGUGCGGCGAAAACGCGCUCUGCAGAGUCAUCCUCCACAGAGCCCGGUGCUCGUGCCCCGAGUGCUACGUCGGUUCGCCGCACUCGUCCUGCCAACCGGACCCGCAGUGUCUCAGCACCUCGCCCAGACCAAACACUGAGUACCUGCCAUGCCUAUCAAACCUGGACUGCCCGGUGCACUUGAUGUGCAACCGUCUGGCUGCGGAAUGCCAAGAUCCGUGCUCCAUCGAGGCGCUCGACUGCGACGUUAACAAGCGGUGCGAAGUCAGAAACCACAGGCCCAUUUGCGUCUGCAAGUCUGGAUUUGUCGUCAGCGAAACCGGAGAAAUUGCCUGCGCGCCAGGACGCUCGCAGUGCGUGGCCGACAACCAAUGCCCCUCAAACCUUGCUUGCAUCAGCGGCGCCUGCCAGAGCCCCUGCGCACACAACCCGUGCGACCAGGGCAAGACGUGCGAGGUGGUCGAGCACAAGCCCGUCUGCAUCUGCACUCAAGACUGCCAUCCAUCGCUGUUCAUCUGUCUCAGGGACAGAGGAUGUCCUCCUGACCUGGCCUGCAGAGGGUACCAAUGCGUCAAUCCUUGCGUGAAUUUCACUUGUCCCGAAGGAACACCUUGCUAUGUUGAAGAGCACCAGCCGGUUUGCAAGUUCUGUCCGCCUGGAUUCUCUGUAGACGCGAAGCACGGAUGCAUCAAAGCACCAACACAAUCACCAACACCACAACCACCACCGUUCAAUCAAUCACUGAAACCUAGGUGUAAUAUGGACGGUGAUUGUUCAGAACAACACGUGUGUCUACACGGAACCUGUAGAGACCCAUGUACAGUCAGCCCACAACCAUGCUCUUCUCCCCAUCUAACAUGCAUUGUUCGCUCACGCAAGCCUAUGUGUCGUUGCAAAUCCGGUCACGAAUCAAAAUGCCUUGAAAUGGAAAAGGCUGCUAACGCUUCCGACAUUAUUCUGCCAAGCCCGGGAGAUGAUAAAAUUUAUUUCCCCGUUGACAGUGAUGAUCGUAUUGUUUUCCCGUCUGAAAACCCUGAUUUUUUAACUGAAAAUCCGAACAAUUCGAAAUUCACUCCUGACAAAACUGCUGAAACAACGAGUGCCGCGAUUGAUGAUAAAACGCAUUCAACUCUUGAUUUUGCUGAUUAUGAUCGCACAACUAAAACACCUAACGAUUCUUUCGAUUCAACGACCCCAUCUGAUUAUGAUUAUGGAAUUGAUUCCACAACCUCAGAUCCAUUAGAAGGAAUUGAGGUAGAGCCGCCAGAUUUAGCUGACGAUUUAGAUUAUUACGAGCCUGAUCUUAUAAUCGAUCCGACUGACUCUUCUAAUUCUAGUGAAACUCUAAAUAUGGUAACACACAAACCGAAUGAAACUACAUUCAACACGCAAGACACAAUCAUUGAGAGUAGUACGGUACCACAAAUUAUAACGGAACAAACAACUCUUUCUCGGGACAAAAAUUACAAGUCUGACACUCUCCCACCUUUACCAGACAUAAGCAUAAAUGAACCGCCGGUUACGCGGGAUCCAAUUAAUUUUGAUUUUCAUUCAUCGACAAGUAAUAACGAAAUCUCGACGGAUUCGACGUCCAAAUAUCUUGAGACCACUUUGAUUGAUUCAUCUACGGUUCCUAAUUCGCAAGAAACGGAAUCAAGUUCAUUGCAAUCUUCACUAUCAGUAACGGAUCCAAACAAAAAUUUCAGCUUCACUGACAGUCCUGUUAAAGACGAAGCGCAAUAUACUAUUACAACACCUGGUGCAACCACAUACACAAAUAGUCAUGAAUUUACCACUAAAACUCAAUCCACACCUAUUUCCACUGACACUGCAUACACUCAGAAUUAUGAUCACAGUUCCACUGCUGAUCAUUCAACUGAGCACACAUCACAAGCAACCGACGUUUUGUCAACCUUAGACCAAACCGUGACUCAAUCGUUCCAUUCUCACUCUACAUUAUCUACUGCUGAGCGCGAUCAAACUACAACGGAUUCAAAUUUUACCCCUCUGAAAGAUUUUUCAGAAUCGCCUCAACAUGAAUUUACUAUUGAUCAGUCAACUACCACUUUGAAAUAUCAGGUUCAAGAUUUAACCACGUUGAAAACAGAAAAUCUCUUGCACACGACUUCAAAACAGAGCAAUUCAGAUGUCUCUCAAACUGAUUCGACCACAAUGCAUGAUAAUCUUGAGACAACACCUUAUGCGUCUUUGGAACACCAAACUGAUUUUGUUCAAAAUGAACUCUCUUCCUCUACAAUAAAUUAUGGCACUGAAUCAACUCUUAGCACUGGAAGUGAUUUCACAGAACGAGUCAAAGAUGGGACAAAUUCGGUUAAUACAGAUGACCCUCAUAUUCUGUCUACUAAAAUUCAGACUGAAUCUGAACUCAAAAUUUCCACCACUGCUGAUAGUUUGAUUGGAAACGAUUUGCACAAAACUGACACCUACUCAACCGAAACCACAUUUGGGGUAAAUGAAAAAACUACAGCAAAAAUCGAUUUGAUACCUUUACACACAACUUCAAAACAGAGCAAUUCUGAUAUUUCUCAAACUGAUUUUACCUCAGAUUAUUACAAUCCUGAGACAACGCCUUAUGCGCCUUUACAACACCAAACUGAUUUUGACAAACAAGAACUCACUUCUUCUACAAUUAAUUAUGGCACUGAAACAACUCUUAGCACUGGAAGUGAUUUAACAGAACGAGUCAAAGAUAGUGCAAAUUCGGUUACUACAGAUGACCCUCAAAUUCAUUCUACUCAAAUGCAGACUGAAUCUGAACUCAAAAUUUCCACCCCUGCUGUUACUUUCAAUGAUAGUUUAUUUGAAAAUGAGAUGAACACAACUGACACCUACACUACCGAAACCACAUUGGGAGUAAAUGAAAACACUACAGCAAAAAUUGAUUCGAUUCCCUUGCACACAACUUCAAAACAAAGCAAUUCAGAUGUCUCUCAAACUGAUUUUACCUCAGAAUAUGACAAUCCUGAGACAACGCCUUAUGCGCCGUCACAACACCAAACUGAUUUUAUCAAAAAUGAACUCACAUCCUCGACAAUAAAUUAUGGCACUGAAUCAACUCUUAGCACUGGAAGUGAUUUCACAGAACGAGUCAAAGAUGGGACAAAUUCGGUUACUACAGAUGACCCACAAAUUCAUUCUACUCAAAUGCAGACUGAAUCUAAACUCAAAAUUUCCACCACUGCUGAUAGUCUAAUUGGAACAGAUAUGAACGAAACUUACACCUACACAACCGAAAAAACAUUGGGGGUGAAUGAAAACACUACAGAAAAGAUUGAUUUGAUUCCCUUGUACACAACUUCAAAACAGAGCAAUUCAGAUGUCUCUCAAUCUGAUUUCACCUCAGAAUAUGACAAUCCUGAGACAACGCCUUAUGCGCCCUUACAACCCCAAACUGAUUUUGUCAAACAAGAACUCACUUCUUCUACAAUUAAUUUUGGCACUGAAUCAACUCUUAGCACUGGAAGUGAUUUAACAGAACGAGUCAAAGAUAGUGCAAAUUCGGUUACUACAGAUGACCCUCAAAUUCAUUCUACUCAAAUGCAGACUGAAUCUGAACUCAAAAUUUCCACACCUGCUGUUACUUUCAAUGAUAGUUUAUUUGAAAAUGAGAUGAACACAACUGACACCUACACUACCGAAACCACAUUUGGAGUAAAUGAAAACACUACAGCAAAAAUUGAUUUGAUUCCCUUGCACACAACUUCAAAACAGAGCAAUUCAGAUGUCUCUCAAACUGAUUUUACCUCAGAAUAUGACAAUCCUGAGACAACGCCUUAUGCGCCCUCACAACACCAAACUAAUUUUGUCAAAAAUGAACUCACAUCCACGACAAUAAAUUAUGGUACUGAAUCAACUCUUAGCACUGGAAGUGAUUUCACAGAACGAGUCAAAGAUGGGACAAAUUCGGUUACUACAGAUGACCCUCAAAUUAUUUCUACUCAAAUGCAGACUGAAUCUGAACUCAAAAUUUCCACCACUGCUGAUAGUUUGAUUGGAAACGAUAUGAACAAAACUGACACAUACACAACCGAAACAACAUGGGGGGUGAAUGAAAACACUACAGAAAAUAUUGAUUUGAUUCCCUUGCACACAACUUCAAAACAGAGCAAUUCAGAUGUCUCUCAAUCUGAUUUUACCUCAGAAUAUGACAAUCCUGAGACAACGCCUUAUGCGUCUUUGGAACACCAAACUGAUACUGUCAAAAAUGAACUCACUUCUUCUAAAAUUAAUUUUGGCACUGAAACAACUCUUAGCACUGAAAGUGGUUUAACAGAACGAGUCAAAGAUAGUGCAAAUCCGUUUACUACAGAUGACCCUCAAAUUCUUUAUACUCAAAUGCAGACCGAAUCUGAACUCAAAAUUUCCACACCUGCUGUUACUUUCAAUGAUAGUUUAUUUGAAAAUGAGAUGAACACGACUGACACCUACACUACCGAAACCACAUUUGGAGUAAAUGAAAACACUACAGCAAAAAAUGAUUUGAUUCCCUUGCACACAACUUCAAAACAAAGCAAUUCAGAUGUCUCUCAAACUGAUUUUACCUCAGAAUAUGACAAUCCUGAGACAACGCCUUAUGCGCCCUUACAACACCAAACUGAUAUUGUCAAAAAUGAACUCACUUCUUCUAAAAUUAAUUAUGGCACUGAAUCAACUCUUAGCACUGGAAGUGAUUUAACAGAACGAGUCAAAGAUAGUGCAAAUCCGUUUACUACAGAUGACCCUCAAGUUCUUUCUACUCUAAUGCAGACUGAAUCUAAUAAGACGCAACAAGAAGUGUUUACAACCCUCCCCACGCAAACAACUACACAUCAAUUAAGUACUUCUUCAGGCCUGAUUGAUCAUACAGAAACAAACACACACCAACCUAAAGAAAGCACAUUGACUUUCAUGACACCUGCGGAUGAGUUGGUCUGGGAUAGUACAAUUACCACCAGAAUGCCAAAUAGACCGUUGAAAAUCGAAACAACUCUAAAAAUUGAUCAAACGCUUACUUCGACUGAAUCUAUCAUUACGCAAGGCCAUUUUAUUGAAACGAACACAAAAGACUACCCUACAACGGAAAUCAGUGACUUGAAAUUCACCACUCACGCAGAAACACUUCCUCAGUCAGAUUUAACAACACUUCCGAACUUUGUUACCACCUCGCAGUUUGUUGAAAUGACAGGCAUAAAGACUUCAACUCAAUUCACGGACACACAAACUGAAAAUAUGGUCGGCUUCACUGAGCCUGAAUUUACAAGUACAUUUGGUACCUCUGAAAAAGAAUAUAAAACUAAACAAAACUUUGAAUCAACAACAAUUUCAAACACUGUCACCACACAAGCUACAGAAUUAAAGAACAGAUACAAUUUGACUGAAAUCUUAGGAAACACGCGAGAAACAACCACUGCUACUCAGUCGAGCACACAAACUAGUUUGGACACUACACAAACAGACUUACCAUCAAGUGCAAAUUAUUAUACAAACCCGACAACAGUCGUUAAUGACGCGUUGUUCACAGAAAUCAGUACGUCGACCAACCCUUUAAAAGUGGAAAAUGUUUCUAAUAGUACCACUGAUCAGCCCGAUUUUGUCAAUGCAACUCAUUUCAACUCACAAAAGCCUGAAACUUCAACUUUAGUAUCGCCACCGGAGGCUACUGAGUACGAAAAUUUCAAUCAAACUGAAUCAGUCACUACUCAAACACAGGAAGACGAGUUGACUAAGGUCUCUGCUCAAACAACUACACAGCAAACUACCACAAAUAUUUUGUCGUCAACUGAUCCCAAUUUAACAUCAAGUCCUGUUGAAAAAGCUGAAACUCUAACAUUUGCGCCAACCACAAGUACUCGUGCCACUACCAUUUACCGUUACAUAGAUAAAAGCGAAAAUAACGAUUUCACAUUCAAUCCUUAUGUGGUCACGGACUCGACGGAACAACAAUCAAAUCAACCUACCACCUUAGACACGUCUAAAUUCACCACGGAUAAAAACACAAUUGGUCUGACGACUUCCAGUUCAUAUUCUUAUAUGGCUAACGAAGGGAGCUCAGAGCCCGUUCAAAGUACAACUAGCUUUCCAAAAACUUAUCCUACUGAUUCGCGAACCCGCAAGGUUGAUAGUGUAACAGAGCCUGCUGAGUUCCACACGGAAUCAGCUAAUUUCACCCCGACGCAAUUAAACUAUGACUCGGAUAAAAAUUUCACUAAAAUUACAAGCAUUCCAGUCGAAAACGGCACUGAAAUCUAUACCACCGAACAAUACACGUCAUCAAUUGAAGGAAAUGGCACAGAUAUUUUCAAUGGCUCAACUACACUUACUCCUUUCACAGAUCUUGAUAGCAAAAAUGAUUUGGCAAAAAGCACAACCGAGCCUACGCAGUACACUACCUCAUUUAAUAAAAUAGAUUCUGAAACUAACGACACCGAGACUUCAUCACCAAUCACAACCACAACUCAAAACAUAAUUUCAAUGAUUUCGACGACUGGUGCAAGUCUUGAAACACAACAAACUUUUACAGCGUUGGAUUCAAAUACGGGAUCAACCUUGGCGCAAAAUUCAAACACUGAAAUUUACCCCUACACAACUGAGGUCAAUCUCGGCACAACUGAUUCCUCUUUAACAGGAAAAACUACAGAUUUUCAAAACAAGGACUUAUUUACGACCUUGCCUGAUUCCUUAAAUUCAGCAAUUACUAGCGAAAUGACUACUUCAGAUGGUUUUACUGUGAGUACAGUUGAAUCCGUUUCAAAUAAAACUUCUCUUAAAGAAAUAAACCAACUGAACCAGUCCGAAAUUCAUUUUACCACUGAACGAUUCAAUGACUCAGUAAUUCUAACCACUGAAUUUCAGGAAUCCGGUAAAACGGAAAAUGUGAUAAGUGAACAAAGCUCCAUUGCUCCAAAUGAUUAUAUUACUCGUCCUAGCUCACAAACGACAGUCAGUUCAGUAACGGAUGGAUUAGAAAAUAUUUAUUCGGGAACCACUGAUUCGUCAACAGCAUUGAGUGAUCGCACCGAUGCGACCAAUGGAAAUGGCGAAAAUAUUCAUUCAACUCAUUCAAUUCCUUCAGAUGGAGAUACUAAUGAUACAUACACAACGACCACAUUUAGCACUGGCAGUGUUGAAACUGUCUCAUUGAAGACUGAAUUGCCCAUUUCCAGUAGCUCUUUUAAACCAUUCGUUGACUCAAAAAUAGACAGCACGACAGUUGAAGCUGCAACAUCCAGUGAUAUUUCAACAACUGGUUCAGAUCCUAGCACUAAUUCAAUUGGAAGCAUAACUUCCGCUGAUGACUCAGUUACUAGUAGAACUAAUUUCGAUCGUACUACAGUUUCAAAUGAUUUUACAACUGCUUUCAAUGCCGAAGAACCUUCCACUACCGUUCGUAUUCCAGAAAACGUGUUUGAUGAAAUAUCCACCCCAAAAAGCGAUGUCAAAGACACACAGUUUACAACACUCAAUUACAAUGCCGAAAAAGAAUCAAGCCCAUUGCCAACACAAAUAUCAACUGACUCAUCUCUAUCAGCAGAAACGAGUACUAUAAAAAUGGGUUCGACCACCAAGUUGGUUGAAAUUGUAACAAUGACACAUAGAGAACAAGAUCCAACCUAUUCUGAUGAAUCUUACAAUUUUGAUAAAACAACACAAUCGAAUUAUAUUAAAGAUUCUCCCACCACAGAAUUAUAUGAAUCAACAAGCAAUGUAGAAUUCAGUACUUUGCAAUCUGCUACCCACACUGAUCCAAAUCUCAUUGAAUCUUCCACAAAAGCACAUAUACAAACCAUUGAUAGUUCUGAAAAGUAUUUAGAUUCAAGUACCGUUAAUGAUAUUAAAUAUACCGAAACCACGGACACUACCUCUGACAAAUUGCACACAACCAACCUAGACUAUAGCACGUUGCAGCCUCAUGUUACAAUCAAGGGAGAUUCUACGACAAUUUCCAAUUUGAUAGAUACUGAAAGAAAUACCGUUCCAGUUUCACUUUCCACUACUGAUACACCAGUUGAUAUUAAGAUUCCUUCAACAAGCAAAGCGUUUGAAAUCACUACUUCAGCUAACACAAUAAUGGAUGGCGUCACUUCUCAUGACACAUUUACCACAAAUAUGGACGAGAGUACUUACUUAAUUGAUUCAAUAGAUAUUGGCAUUAACGAAACAACAACGCAAUUGAAUAGCAACAAAACUCAAAUUUCGGAUGAAAAUGAUUUUUCGACUCAAAAAUACCAAUCGACAACCUCUACGUAUUCUGAUCAAACCAAAUUUGAAACCGAUCUACCAAUUAGAACAACAGAUAGUUUUGUAAGUACCACCCUGAAAUCAAUAAUUGAAGUAGGUUCUGAAAUUACUAAAUCUGAGCAGCCCUCUACAAAUGUGCCUGAUUUAAGCACUACCCAAUCGAGCGCAUUUCCAAAUGAAAAUUUGAUUUCCACAUCAACAAUAAGUGAUUUUAGCACAUCCUCUAGUUCUAAUAAUAAUUUCGAAAGCAAUGAAAGUGCCAGAACAACAACUGCGUUUUCGGAAACUGGAAGUGAAACCACAACGGAAUAUUUUAGCUCUGAACAAACAGUUCAAGAUAGUACUCAAGCUUCUUAUCCCGAUAACACAUACUCGACAAUGUCCAAAGCUUCCGAUUCCACUACCACAAAGUACAGAGAUCUAACUGACGAGCCCAUCAUUCAAACCUCAACUUCUCAAAUUACAACUGAAAGAGUUGUUGACGUACAAUCUUCCACAGUUACACAAACUAUCAUUCCGUCAAUGGACGAAUUUUCGAAGGUUCCUUCUCUUGAUCUCCAUUCAACUGAAACGGUAAUAGGAAAUUCGGAAAUCGGAUCCACUACAGCCAUAAUUGAAACGAACGAGUACACUACACACACAACUCAAGUUAACACCAUUUUUACCGAAAAUUCAAAAAUUUCAAAUGGAAAAGACAGUUCAACCGCGCUUAACUUGAGCAUUGAUAACUCAACUGAAACACCUUCAAAAAUAAACCAAACUGAACAUUUUUUCACACAAACCGCAAGCAUAUCUGUAGAAAUUGGCACCGAAUCCACUAUUAAUCCGCAGAUUACAACGGAAAGACAUCAGUUACCCAACUUAGAUAACACAAAUUUUGGAAGCACAACCACCGAAGAAGGUUCAUCUGAACCAAGUACCGGAAAAACUUUAGGCCCUCAACCAUAUUCAACUGUGCAAGACAAAACAAUCACAGAACCCACUUUAGCUACACAGUUUGACGCUACAGAAUUGCCAAAAGUUACUUCAAAGUUUAAAACAGACAAGACAGAAAUUCCUGAAGUAAGUACCGACAAUUCCUUAUCAACCGAGAGCUCAAGUCGCAUUCCGACUUACUCAAAUACUGUCACAAUCACAACUCAACCAACUUCCACUGCUGAAUCUGAAACUAUCAUGACUGUUGAUUAUCGCACGUCCAAAGAGACUGCUAUUCCAACAGAAAGUUACAUUCAGACGUCAACUGCAUUCCACACAGAACCCGACUUUGACAGUACACAAAAAUCCACGCCACGUGCAAGCACUCCUGAUUCAAUGUCAGAGGAGCGGAGCACAUUUUCCCCAACUGAGAGCCAUAGUACAAUUGCAAAUACAGAGCAUACAAAAAAUAUAUUUGAAACUUCAACCGACCAGACCGCUGCAACAACAAACUCAAUCCUUGAAAAAUCAACCACAGAACACAAACCAGUUACCACAGACACUGACACUUUAACACAUACAACAAUAAAAACAAACAUGGUAGAAGAGUCAUUUAAUGAUUUCGAUUCAAGUACAGUUACGAACAAUGAAGCAUCAACCACUCGAUAUAUUUCCUCCACUACUUAUGAAGAUACCUCAGUUAAAAGUGACGGCUCGAAUUCCAUUACUCCCUCUAACCAAGAUAGUGCGACCACCGCUUUUAUUUCGGAUAAGUCUGAAACUUUUGAAUCAACCCUCUUUUCUACUCAAACCGAUAAAAUAGAUAUUAGUGUUACUACUGAAAACACUGGGCGAAAAACCACUAAAUUGUCAGGUGUGCCUUUAGAUUUGUUCGAAACCACAACCACCUCCUCCGAUUACACCACAGAAAAUAUUAAAAGUGCAACUGUCGAACCUAAUCACCCCUCAGAACCUGUAAUUUCUACGGAAUCAGUUUCACUAACUGAAUCAAACAAAACAGAAUGCACAGCAGACCUCCACUGUCCCGAUUAUCUGAUGUGCAUUGGCAGAAUAUGUCGUGAUCCUUGCUCUUAUUACAAUGCGUGCAAAUCAUUCGACUGCGUCGUACGAGACCAUAGGCCAGUAUGUUUGUGCAAUGCUUCUGGGGACGAGUUGCUCCAUAUUUGUAGCACACACCCAGUUGUUGGAUGUCUUUCGAAUUCCGAGUGUAGUCCUCAGCAAGCAUGUAUCAAUAACAAUUGCCAAGAUCCAUGCAGCGUGGCAAGUCCUUGCCGCGGAAUUGAGGAGUGCCAAGUGCAAAACCAUCAGCCUGUUUGCGUUAAAGUUUGCAACUGCCAGAAGACAACUGACUGCAGGCCAAACUUUUAUUGCGACGGAUGCAAUUGCGUGCCUCAAGGUACUGAGCCGACGAAGGCCGUCUGCGACCACUGUCCUCCUGGUUCGACCUGUGACAUCACAACCGGCGCCUGCAUCAAAGACUUGGAAGCAACAACAAUUGAUCCAGAAGCAGAAACCACAUCGGCACUCAUUGACACAAACACAGACCAACCUGACGUUGCUCAGGAUAACUAUACAGAACCCAAUCUGUUUGAUAAUGAAUCCACUGAAAGCACGAGUUCUACCCCACCUACAACACAAAGCACUUUCUCGACCACUGGGGAUGACGUUUCGAGUGAAAGCGGCGAGGUUUUCAGUUCCACUCAAUAUUUCACAACCGAAAAAUCCGACUCUUUCGAAUUUACAACUUCAAAAUCUGGACUUUCUUAUCAAACCACAACCGAAAGCGAGUCGGAUUUGAUUUCAAAUGUCGCAAGCACGAGUAGAAGCACUUUCUCAACAGAAACACCUGAAAGCUUCCAAGGAAGCACGCAAUCCGACAUUUUCACUUCAAGUCAAUUGCCAAUAUCUGAAAUCACGACCGAAUUCAGAUCGAGCGUCACAACUGAAAGUGCGUUCGAGUUGUCUAGUCAGACGAUGAUCUCUCAAUUUGAAUCGUCCACAACGCAGUCGGAGAGCACAACAAGUGCCAGUCCUUUGAUCACCACCACAACAUUUGCCUCAGUUUCAAAUCAGACAGAGAACACUAAAAAUGACGAAAAUGUUGACUAUUUUGAUCCAAUUAUUGAGGGUGAUUUUAAUGCCUCUGAAAACCCGCCGACUUCUUCCUCUGAAAUUGAUGACUUAACCACCACUCCAAAUUCGCUGGUCGAUUUUACCACAACUACCAAAUUCGAUAUUUCCACAACCCCUGGCACAAGCGAGGAGGUCACCGAAACUGAUGGUGACGAUCGUUUUGAUCAGUCCAAGGGGGGUUGCGACUCUGACACUGACUGCCCAGACUAUGAGGCUUGCAAGGAGAACAUCUGCGUGAACCCUUGUCUAAAGCCCAAGGUGGCGUGUGCGUUAAAUGCGCGCUGCUCGGUCUCCAAUCACACAAUCCAAUGCUCUUGUCCACCUGGCCAAUUGGGCGAUGCCCACUUCGAUUGUCGGAGAGAACCACCUGGCACACCUAAAGUGCCGCAGCCCUGCCAGUCAGACAAUGACUGCCUCGCCCAAGAAGCGUGCUACAAGUCGCUGUGCGAAAAUCCUUGCGAAUUCGCAAAGCCCUGCGCUCCUUCGGCCAAGUGCACAGUUAUGAUGCACAGGCCUGUGUGUAGGUGCCCAGCAGGCUACGAGGGCGACCCUGUGGUCAAGUGCGCCCCCGCCAUGCCCAUUGGGUGCACGACAAAUUACGACUGUCCAAUUACGGAGGCGUGCGUCAACAAUGUGUGUCAGAGGCCUUGCGAUUUACACAAUCCUUGCGCUGUCAACGGUGUGUGCAUCAACACAAAUCAUGGAACUGACUGCAGUUGUGCUGAGGGGUACCACGGAAACGCCUAUGUCGGAUGUCUUCCUGUGACAUCCCCCAAGCCCAUCUGCCAGUACAACGAAGACUGUCCGCCACACCAGCUAUGCGACCGCCUAAACCGCCGCUGCGGAAGCCCUUGCAACGAGGACUCUUGUGGCCACGACGCUGAAUGCUUCCCGGCCAAUCACGCAGCCUCUUGCAAAUGCAGGAAUGGCUAUAGUGGAAAUCCGUACAUCCAGUGCUCGCUCAUUGUUGGAUGCCAGAGUGAUUCUGAAUGCCCGCCAUCCGAGGCUUGUGUCAAUAGAAAGUGCCAAAACCCGUGCCAAUGUGGCCCUAAUGCUAUCUGUGAUGUUAUCAACCAUGUGCCAACCUGUAAGUGUCCCAAUGGAUACGGUGGCAACCCAAUUACUGGAUGUACAGUGCCAUCAAACCCAUGCGUUCCCAAUCCAUGCGGAACUCUUGCCAUGUGCGAGCUGGAUAAUGGAAAUCCUAUUUGUUUCUGCCCGAAAGGAAUGACUGGCAAUCCAUUCGUCAAUUGCAUUCCUGAGGGAGAUAACUGCAAACCGAGCCCGUGUGGCCCUAACUCUGGAUGUCGCUUGGUCAAUGGAAACCCAAGGUGCUUCUGUCUACCCAACUAUGAAGGCGAACCACCCAUCAUGCCGUGCAGGCAGCCGCAGAAUCCUUGUGAUCCGUCGCCUUGCGGCCCGAAUACCCAGUGCACCAUUCACAAUGGAUUCGCUCGCUGCGCUUGCAUUGACGGCCACAUCGAGCUGCCCAACACCAUCAGAGGAUGCGUGAAGCGGCAAGACCCUUGCGAUCCGAACCCUUGCGGUCACGGAGCCCUCUGCGACUCUGGUAGGGAGCCAAAUUGCUACUGCCCAAUCAACACUGUUGGAAAUCCCUACAAGGGCUGUGCCGAGCCCGUAAGGGCUCUGUGCGAGCCAGGACCUUGCGGACCGAACGCAGACUGCUACGUUGCUGAAUAUCAGGAGCAAUGCUUCUGCAAACCUGGAUUCGAUGGCGACCCAUACUCAAAGUGCCAGAGGGCGCCAAUCAGCCCUUGCUUCCCGAAUCCUUGUGGACCGUACACUGUCUGCAAAGUGUCUCCACAGGGUCUGGCUCAGUGUCUGUGCCAGGACGGUUACCACGGAGACGCAACAAGUCAAAAGGGAUGCGCACCUGAGUGCUCAGUGGACGAUGAGUGUCCCAACGACAAGGCUUGCAUUGGAUUCAAGUGCAAGGAUCCCUGUCCUGGAUCUUGCGGCAUUGAAGCCAGCUGCAGGGUCGAAAAACACCACCCUGUCUGUACUUGUAACCACGGUCUUCUUGGAAAUCCAGUUCAUCGUUGCUACGCAUUAAAGAAACCAGAUCCAGUUGAUCCAUGCAACCCAAGUCCUUGUGGAGUGAACACCAAGUGCAUCAUUUUGAACGGAAAAGCAGCCUGCUCAUGCCUGCCAGAAUAUCAUGGCGACCCACAAAUUGGCUGCCAGCCUGAGUGCACAAUUCAUUCAGAUUGUCCAUCCAGCAAGGCUUGCAUCUUCCAGAAGUGCCAGGAUCCUUGCGUUGGAACAUGUGGAAUCAAUGCUGAGUGCAACACAAGAAACCAUGUUGCAGUUUGCAGUUGCAAAGCAGGAUACAUGGGAGAUCCAUUCAUCCAGUGUCUCAAAACACCGCCUGUUGCUCCUCAUGCGAAUAUGACCAAGGUUUGUGACCCUAAUCCUUGCGACCCGUACUCCACCUGCAGAAUCUACGGUAGCGUGGCUGUUUGCGAGCCUGCAUACAGGCCUGAGUGCUUAAGCAGCUCCGAGUGCCAGUUCAACAGAGCGUGUAUCAACCAGCGUUGUGUCGACCCUUGCCCUGGUUCUUGCGGAUUCAACGCUUUGUGCACGUGCAUCAAUCACGCGCCAGUUUGCAGUUGCCCACAAGGUUUUGUUGGAAAUCCAUUUGAGCACUGCACACAACCAGCAAUUGCGGAAGUGAGGCCAGACACUUGCGAUACAACUCGCUGCGGUGCUAAUGCUGUUUGUAAGCAAACGUCUAGUGGCAUUUCCUGCAUUUGCAAACCAAAGUACUAUGGAAACCCAUACUUGUCAUGCCACCCAGAGUGCGUACUCAAUCAGGACUGUCCUUCAAACAAAGCUUGCAUGAAUAACCACUGUGAAAACCCUUGUGUCGGUGUUUGCGGUGUGAAUGCUCAAUGCGAAGUGGCCAACCACUAUCCAGUGUGCUUGUGCCAGGCUGGACACACUGGAGAUCCGUUUGCUUCCUGCUAUCCUUUGAGAUCUCCUCCAGUUGCUGCGGCUGUUUCUGCACCUUGUGAUCCUUCGCCGUGUGGCCCCAACAGCAGGUGUCUAGCUAACGGCCACGUCGCCAUUUGCUCUUGCCUGCCUGGAUAUCAAGGAGUUCCUCCUGCCUGCAAACCUGAGUGUGUUGUCAGCUCUGACUGCUCCCAGACGCACUCAUGCGUCAACCAACGUUGUGUGGACCCUUGUCCGAGCAGCUGCGGCAUUGGAGCGACCUGUCUUGUCAUCAACCACAAUCCCAUCUGCAGCUGUCCUCCUGGUUAUCAAGGAGAUCCAUUCGCCAGUUGCUACAGGCCCAUCAUUGAGGAACCCAAGACGCCUAGGAAUCCUUGCGAGCCGUCUCCCUGUGGACCUCACUCUCUAUGCCAAGUCAAGCAGGGCAGGCCAGUAUGCUCUUGCAAAGCAGAUUUCUUCGGCAGCCCGCCGUAUUGCAGACCUGAGUGUAUCACCAACUCGGAAUGCCAGGCAAACAAGGCAUGCAUCAACGAGAAGUGCAAGAACCCUUGCAGUGGAAUUUGCGGAAACAACGCCAAGUGUGAUGUCGUCAGUCACACGCCCUAUUGCAGCUGUCUGCAAGGCUUUGAGGGAGAUGCUUUUAUUGGCUGCUCAAAGAUUGUCAUUCCUGUUGUCAUUGAAGAGCACAGACCUUGCGACCCCUCACCUUGUGGUGAGAACGCUCACUGCACUGAACACAAUGGCAUGGCUCGCUGCACGUGCAUUCCCCCGUACUUCGGAGAUCCAUACUCUGGUUGUAGACCUGAGUGCGUUUUCAGCGCCGACUGCGCCAGCAACUUAGCCUGCGUCAACAAACACUGCAGAGAUCCUUGUAUUGGCAUUUGCGGCACAAACGCGCAAUGUGAUGUGGUCAACCAUAUCCCAGUGUGCAGUUGCUUCCGUGGCUAUGAGGGAGAUCCGUUUGUGUCUUGCAGACAAAUUCCUGUCACUCCAAUUGCGGCCAAGAGCCCUUGCGAGCCAAAUCCCUGUGGAGGCAACAGUGUUUGCAGAGUUGUCAACGGCCAUGCUGUCUGCUCUUGCAUCCAAGGCUACAUUGGCGCUCCUCCCAACUGCAGACCCGAGUGUGUCAUCAGUGGAGAGUGCGCUCAGAAUAAGGCAUGCAUCAACAACAAGUGCCAAGACCCGUGUCCUGGAAGCUGCGGACUGGAGGCUCGCUGCCAGGUCAUCAACCACAACCCUAUUUGCAGUUGUCCUCCAGGCUAUGAAGGCGAUCCUUUCUCUCGCUGUAUCAAAACAGAACCAAAGGUUGUCACGCCUGUUGGCAAUAGGAACCCUUGCGUGCCUUCGCCUUGCGGCCCCAAUUCGGAGUGCCGCGUGAUUGACACGCGUCCAGUGUGCUCCUGUGUUUCUGGAAUGUUUGGUGCGCCUCCCAACUGCAGACCUGAGUGCGUCAUCAACACGGACUGCCCAACCAACCUGGCUUGCGUUCGAAACAAAUGUUCCAACCCUUGCCAGGGUUCGUGCGGAUUCCACUCUGUUUGCUCAGUGCACAACCACCAGCCAGUGUGCCACUGCGAGCAGGGCUACGAAGGAGACCCGUUCUCUGGGUGCAACCCCAUCAGAGUAAUUGUCGACGAACCCCGCCACCCGUGCAGUCCCUCGCCAUGCGGCUCGAAUGCAAUUUGCAGAGAGCGCCAAGGCGCUGGCUCCUGCCAGUGCUUGCCCGAAUAUUUCGGUGACCCGUACACGGGCUGCCGACCUGAGUGCGUGCUCAGCUCGGAUUGCCCGCGAGACAAGGCAUGCAUAAAUAGCAAAUGCAAAGACCCAUGCGACGGUACCUGCGGGCAGAACGCACAAUGCUUUGUCGUAAACCACAACCCGUCAUGCAGUUGUCUCCCUGGAUACACUGGCAACGCUUUGCAAUAUUGCGUUCUCAUACCUCAACCCGUGGUCGUCGCAGAACGAAAAGAUCCGUGCCGCCCCUCACCCUGUGGCCCUAACAGCCACUGUAGGGUGAGCAACGGCCACGCCGUGUGUUCUUGCCAAGUGGAAUUUAUCGGAGUCCCGCCUAAUUGCCGUCCCGAAUGCGUGGUCAGCGCUGAAUGCCCGCUCGAUAAGUCCUGUAUUAACCAGAGGUGCAAGGACCCUUGUCCGGGCACGUGCGGCCAAAACGCGCGCUGUCAGGUCAUCAACCACAACCCAAUUUGCUCCUGUGUUUCUGGACACACUGGAGAUCCAUUUGGAAGAUGUUAUAGGGUUGAAAAACCACCAGCACCUGUUUCGGUGCAAAACCCGUGCGUUCCUUCGCCAUGCGGUCCCAACUCGCAGUGCCGAGUGGUGGACUCGCACGCUGCAUGCUCUUGCCUGCCUAAUUUUGUCGGCCGGGCGCCAAACUGCAGACCCGAAUGUACCAUCAACGGCGAAUGUAGCGCCCACCUCGCGUGUCAAUGCGAUAAAUGCGUCGAUCCUUGCCCCGGCUCGUGUGGGCCCCUUGCCACGUGCAGGGUGGUCAACCACCAGCCCGUGUGCUCUUGCCCUCCUGGUUACACAGGCGACCCCUUCAGUGGGUGCUCGCCCGCGCCAAUCGUCACGCCUGUCGAAUCACCACGUGAUCCGUGCAACCCGUCACCUUGCGGUGCGAACGCUCUUUGUCGGGGAAGGAACGGUGCUGGCUCUUGUUUGUGCAUGAAGGACUUCUACGGCGACCCCUACACGGGGUGUCGGCCUGAAUGUGUCCUUAACACUGACUGCUCGCGAGACAAAGCAUGCGUUAACAACAAAUGUACAAACCCUUGUCUCGGCACUUGUGGCAUCAACGCUGAAUGCAGAGUCAUCAACCAUGCACCCUCUUGCUCGUGCAUUCCCGGUUACACUGGGGAUGCUCUCACUGCAUGUCAUCAAAAGCAAAUCGUGAAAGUGGAAACCGUUGUAACUGACCCGUGUAGCCCAUCGCCCUGCGGUCCAAACAGUCAGUGCAGAGCCAUUAAUGGCCACGCUGUCUGCUCCUGCAGGGCCGGCUACGUCGGCUCUCCUCCGUCCUGCAAACCUGAGUGCGUUAUUAGCGCCGACUGUCCUCAAAACCGAGCAUGCCUUAACCAAAAAUGCCGCGAUCCUUGCCCUGGAGUUUGCGGACAAAAUGCUCGUUGCCAGGUUGUUAACCACAACCCUAUCUGUACUUGCGCACCUGGCUAUUCAGGGGAUCCAUUUGCACGCUGUUUCAAAGAAGAAAGACGUCCCGUGAUUGUGGAGGAAAAUACCAACCCUUGUGUUCCGUCACCGUGCGGCCCCAACUCUCAAUGCAGGGUUGUUGGCCAGCAUGCUGCAUGCACUUGUUUGCCUAAUUAUGUCGGUCGUGCGCCCAACUGCCGACCCGAGUGCAUGAUAAACGAAGAGUGUCCCAGUAAUCUUGCAUGCCAAGCCGAAAGAUGUCGAGAUCCUUGCGCCGGUUCAUGUGGUGCGCAGGCCACUUGCACCGUGGUCAAACACUCGCCAGUUUGCAAAUGCCAAAUUGGUUUCUCCGGAGACCCGUUCUCUGGCUGCUCUAAAGUCAAUACUGUGGUACCCACGGAAGGUCCGCGCAGACCUUGCGAUCCCUCGCCAUGUGGCUCGAAUGCUGUUUGCAAAGAGCGAAAUGGUGCUGGUUCAUGUUCUUGCCUGCCUGAAUAUUUCGGCGACCCAUACACUGGGUGCCGGCCUGAAUGCGUCCUUAACACGGACUGCAACCGUGACAAAGCAUGCGUCAACAAUAAGUGUGUCAACCCUUGCAUCGGCACUUGUGGUCUCAACGCCGAGUGCAGGGUUGUCAAUCACGCACCUUCUUGCUCUUGUUUACCUGGUUACACUGGAGAACCACAACGUGCUUGCAGAAUCAUUGAACCUGUCAAAGCUCACGUUGAGCCUGUGCCGUGCCAACCAUCACCCUGCGGACCAAACAGUCAGUGCCGCGCCAUCAAUGGGCACGCGGUGUGCUCUUGCGAGGCGGGUUACAUUGGCACACCGCCAUCUUGCAGACCUGAGUGCGUUAUCAGUGCCGAUUGUCCUCAGAACAGGGCUUGCCUUGCUCAAAAAUGCAAGGACCCCUGUCCUGGCACAUGCGGCACGAACGCUCGCUGCAAUGUUGUCAACCACAACCCCAUUUGUUCUUGCACGCCUGGUUUCACUGGUGAUCCCUUCACAAACUGUUACAAAGAAAAGAUUCCUGAGCCUGCUAAGGUCGAUACCAACCCUUGCAUACCUUCGCCGUGCGGCCCGCACUCUCAGUGCAGGGUCAUUGGCUCGCAUGCGGCAUGCUCAUGCUUGCCAAAUUACAUCGGACGUGCUCCUAAUUGUCGCCCUGAGUGUGUGAUCAAUGCUGAGUGUCCGAGUAAUUUGGCCUGCGUGAACGAGCGCUGCCGGGACCCUUGUCCUGGUGCUUGCGGCUCGCUCGCUGUUUGCAAUGUUGUCAGUCACAGUCCCAUGUGCACGUGUAUGCCCGGCUAUACCGGAGAGGCCUCUCGAGGCUGCUCGCCUAUUCCUGUGAUCACCCCCGAGAGAACUCCUCAGAAUCCCUGCGUGCCGUCACCUUGCGGAACAAAUGCUGAAUGCAGAGAAAGAAACGGAGCCGGCGCUUGCUAUUGCUUGCAAGGCUUCUUUGGUGAUCCUUACACCGGCUGCAAGCGAGAAUGCGAGUCGAACAAUGACUGCCCUAGUGUGAAGGCGUGCGUCAACUUCAAGUGCCACGACCCUUGUCCUGGUACCUGUGGACAAGACGCCAUCUGCUCGGUUUUGAACCACGUGCCAACUUGCAACUGCCCACCUGGCUACUCUGGAGAUCCAUUCUCCGCCUGCAGACUUAUUCCUGUGACAGAAAAACCGAGAAUCAAUCCUUGUGUGCCAUCGCCUUGUGGGCCCAACAGCCAGUGCAGAGAAAUCAACGGGCAGGCAGUUUGCUCGUGCUUGCCAACGUACAUUGGCUCGCCUCCCAAUUGCAGGCCAGAGUGUGUAGUCAGCUCUGAGUGCCCGCUUGAUAAGGCUUGCACUCAGCAGAAAUGCACCGAUCCUUGCCCCAACACCUGCGGCCUAGGAGCUCAUUGCACCGUCAAGAACCACAAUCCCAUUUGUGCUUGUCCUUCUGGCUUCAUUGGAGAUCCUUUCGUCAGAUGCAGCCCUCAACCCGUCGUUGUUGAGCCGCAAAGGACAACAGAGAGACCGCCAUCAUGCGUGCCAUCGCCGUGUGGACCACACUCUCAGUGCCAAAUCGUUGGAGAUAGACCAGCUUGCUCUUGCUUGCCUGGCUUCAUUGGAGCACCACCAAACUGCAGACCAGAAUGUGUUUUGAGUGCUGAAUGUCCUAGUCAACUCGCAUGCAUCAACAACAAGUGCAGGGACCCUUGUGUUGGAUCAUGUGGAGUCAACGCCAAGUGCCAUGUUAUUAAUCACACUCCAGUCUGUUCAUGUGAUACUGGAUACACUGGAGACCCAUUCACGCAAUGCACAUUCCUGCCGCCAUCAACACCUGCUCCAGUUGUGAAUGAACCUUGCAACCCGUCACCCUGCGGAUCAAACGCAAACUGCAGAGAAUCCAAUGGAAACGCGGUCUGCGAGUGCAUUCCAGAGCAUUUUGGCGAUCCAUACCAAGGCUGCCGUCCCGAGUGCGUCAUCAAUGACGAAUGUGACAGGAGCAAGGCUUGUCUCAGAAACAAGUGCAAGAACCCUUGCACCGGCACGUGCGGCCAAGGUGCCAUUUGCGACGUCAUUAAUCACAUCCCAGUGUGCUCGUGUCCUGCUGGCUACACUGGAGAUCCGUUCAAUUAUUGCCGACCUGAAGAAAAGAUUCCAGAAGCGAAGAAGAACCCUUGCUUGCCAUCACCUUGCGGACCGAACAGCCAAUGUAGGGAGAUACAGGGACAGGCCAUUUGCUCUUGCCUGCCUGGCUAUCAAGGCACUCCACCUGGCUGCAGACCUGAGUGCGUUGUCAGCUCAGAGUGCGCCUCAAACAGGGCUUGCGUCAAUCAGAAGUGCACUGACCCUUGUGUCGGUGCUUGCGGACUCAAUGCCAGGUGCGAGGUAAUCAAUCACAGCCCGAUUUGUAGCUGCAGACAGGGACAGACUGGUGAUCCAUUCAGAAGCUGCUACGAUUUGCCACCUCCUCCUAUUGAGCCUGUCGUCAAGAGAGAUCCUUGCCAGCCUAACCCUUGUGGACCCAACUCAAGGUGUGAGGUGCGAGGAGAGACUCCCUCUUGCUCGUGUCUGCCCAAUUACAUCGGAGCGCCACCAAACUGCAGGCCUGAAUGUGUGAUUAACCCAGACUGCCCAUCAAACAAGGCUUGCUCUAACAACAAGUGCAGAGAUCCUUGUCCUGGAUCGUGCGGAGAAAAUGCUGUUUGCCAAGUUGUGAACCACGCUGUCAUGUGCACGUGCUCGCCGGGAUAUACUGGAAAUCCAUUUAUCCAGUGCAUCAUCCAACAGAAGGAAAUCAUCAAUCCGUGCGAACCCUCCCCUUGCGGUGCUAAUGCUGAAUGCAAACAACGCAAUGGAGCAGGAGCUUGUUCUUGCAUUCCAGAUUAUUUUGGCAAUCCAUACGAAGGCUGCCGGCCCGAGUGUGUUCACAGCUCAGAUUGCGCUACUGACCGUGCAUGUAUUCAGAGCAAGUGCAAAGACCCAUGUCCUGGUAUCUGCGGUGAAAACGCCAUUUGCUCAGUGCUGAAUCAUGUGCCAACCUGCAACUGCUUCGAAGGCUAUUACGGUGAUCCAUUCACGUCUUGUCGUCUACAGCCCAAGCUGCCUGUGACCGAGGCAAGUGUCGUUGACCCUUGCAACCCAUCGCCAUGUGGGCCGAACAGCCAGUGCAGAGCAAUCAACGGCCAAGGAGUGUGCUCGUGCUUGCCAGAGUACAUUGGCUCCCCACCAAACUGCAGACCUGAGUGUGUUGUCAACACCGAAUGUCCCAUCAGCAAAGCCUGCAGCAACUACAAAUGCAGAGACCCGUGCGCUGGAAGCUGUGGUCUCAAUGCUCGCUGCCAGGUCAUCAACCACAACCCGAUCUGCUCAUGUCCUGCAGGCUACACGGGAGAUCCGUUUAACCGAUGCUUCAGGGAGCCACCACCUCCGCCACCUGCUCCUGAGGUCAAGAGAGAUCCCUGCGUGCCUAAUCCUUGCGGGCCCAACAGCCAGUGCAGAACGGUUGGAGAGAGUCCGUCGUGCUCAUGCUUGUCUGGAUUCAUUGGUGCACCGCCCAACUGCAGGCCAGAAUGUGUGGUCAACACCGAGUGUCCCAGCCAGCAGGCUUGCAUUGCUGAAAAGUGCAGAGACCCUUGCCCAGGAUCGUGCGGACUUUACGCCGAAUGCAGAGUACAGAACCACAUUCCGAUCUGUACUUGCCAAUCAGGCUACACUGGAGAUCCAUUCACUCAAUGCAGCAGGAUUAUUGUUCAAGAAGUUAAGAGGCCUGUUGAUCCGUGCAAUCCAUCACCUUGCGGUGCAAAUGCCAUCUGCAGAGACGGCAGCUGCACUUGCAUGCAGAACUACUUUGGUGAUCCUUACACAGGUUGCAGACCUGAAUGUGUGCUCAAUUCCGAUUGCGACCGCAAGAAGACUUGCAUUAACCAACGUUGCACUGACCCGUGCCCAGGAACCUGCGGACAAGGAGCUAGGUGUGACGUCAUCAACCACAUUCCAACUUGCUCUUGUCCUGAGGGCACGUCGGGAGAUCCAUUUGUCAACUGCAGAUACGUUGAGGCGAUUGUUGAGCGAUCCAACCCCUGUUCGCCAUCUCCUUGUGGACCGAACAGCCAAUGCCGUGAAAUCAAUGGUCAUGCUGUUUGCUCUUGCGUAUCUGGAUUCAUUGGAACACCACCAUCCUGCAGGCCAGAGUGCGUUUCAAGUGCUGAGUGUCCUCUGACACAAGCCUGUUUGAGCCAAAAAUGCCGAGACCCGUGCCCAGGAACAUGCGGACAAAACGCACGCUGCCAGGUGGUCAAUCACAACCCCAUCUGCAGUUGCUCUCAGGGCUUCACAGGAGAUCCAUUCAGCAGAUGCUACAUUAUUCAAGCUAUUGAAUCGCCAAAACCUGCGCUGAACCCAUGCCAGCCUUCACCUUGCGGCCCGAACUCGCAAUGCCAGGUGCGUGGAGACAGCCCAGCUUGUUCUUGCUCGCCAAACUACAUCGGCGCUCCACCUAACUGCCGGCCAGAGUGUGUUAUUAAUCCUGAGUGCUCCAGCAACAGAGCUUGUGUAAACCAAAAGUGUCAGGAUCCGUGCGUGGGAGCUUGUGGAUCAAACGCGCAAUGCCGUGUUGUAAACCACACUCCCAUGUGCACAUGCGACGUCGGCUACACCGGAGAUCCAUUCAGCUACUGCACACGCCAGCAAGAGCCAGUAGUAGCUGAAAAAUUAUCCCCGUGCACACCAUCACCUUGUGGAGCAAACGCUGUUUGCCAGGAAAGAAAUGGAGCUGGAGCUUGCAAGUGCUUGCCAGAAUAUAUUGGAAACCCGUAUGAAGGAUGCAGACCAGAGUGUGUCUCAAACUCUGACUGCGCACACAACAAGGCUUGCGUGCUCAACAAAUGUGCAGACCCCUGUCCAGGAACCUGUGGCACAAAUGCUGAAUGCAUUGUUUAUAACCAUGCUCCAUCGUGCAGUUGUAGACAGGGUUACACAGGAGAUCCGUUCAGAUAUUGCUCACUCAUUCCCCAGCCAGUUCUGGCAGUCAAAGAGGAAGUUGACCCCUGUUUGCCAUCUCCUUGUGGCCAAUAUAGUCAAUGCAGAAACGUCAAUAAGCAAGGCGUGUGCUCAUGCCUUCCAGGCUAUCAAGGCAGCCCUCCUAACUGCAAACCAGAGUGCAUUGUUAACGCUGAAUGCCCAGCAACCCGAGCUUGCAGCAAUCUGAAGUGUAUUGACCCUUGCGCUGGAACCUGCGGCCAAAACGCGCAGUGCCGAGUCAUAAAUCAUAGCCCGAUUUGCACUUGCUACCAAGGAUACACUGGAGAUCCGUUCUCUAGAUGUCAACCACUACCACCUCCUCCACCUCCACCAAAGCAACCAGUUCAUGUUGACCCAUGCGUGCCGUCACCAUGUGGACCUUAUUCUCAGUGCAGAGAUAUUGGCGGUUCGCCAUCUUGCUCAUGUCUCGCCAAUUACAUUGGAGCGCCCCCGAACUGCAGGCCUGAAUGUAUUGUCAACUCAGAAUGCCCAAGCAACAAGGCUUGUAUGCGGGAAAAAUGUCGUGACCCGUGCCCAGGCGCCUGUGGUUUCCAAGCUGAGUGCUCGGUGGUCAACCACACGCCAAUGUGCACAUGCAUCCAAGGCUAUGUCGGCGAUCCAUUCACGAAUUGCAGACCAAGACCUGUUGAGGAGCCACGACCUAUCAUCACCGACCCUUGCAACCCUUCGCCCUGUGGGCCGAAUGCUCAGUGCAGAGAUGGAUCUUGCACUUGUCUUCCUGAGUUCCAAGGCGAUCCAUACGUUGGUUGCAGACCUGAAUGUAUUUUGAGCACUGACUGUCCCCGAGAAAAGGCUUGCAUUAGACAGAAAUGCGUCGACCCUUGUCCAGGAACUUGUGGUCAAAAUGCAAGGUGUGACGUCAUCAAUCACGUUCCCAUGUGCAGUUGUCCACCUGGAUUUUCUGGAAGUCCAUUCAUUGAAUGUAGACCUCACAGAGAGCCCAUCAAAGCACAACCAUGCACACCAUCACCUUGUGGACCAAACAGUCAGUGUAGGGAAAUCAAUGAUCAGGCUGUUUGCUCGUGCGUGCCUGGUUAUAUUGGAAGUCCGCCGACAUGCAGACCAGAGUGUGUCACGAAUUCAGAGUGUCCUCUCAGCGAAGCUUGCAGCAACCAAAAAUGCAGAGACCCUUGCCCUGGAACAUGUGGUGUAGGCGCAAAAUGCAGCGUUAAUAAUCACAACCCCAUUUGCAGCUGCCCCUCUAGAUUCAGUGGAGAUCCAUUCAUUCGUUGCAUUCCUAUUCGUGAAGAGCCAGUGACUACCAGACCGUCAAAUCCGUGUCAACCAUCGCCUUGCGGUCCAAAUGCUCAGUGUCAAGUCAGGGGUGACAGUCCUUCAUGCUCUUGUCUGCCGAACUUUGUAGGAGCUCCACCUAACUGCAGACCAGAAUGCGUUAGCAACAGCGAGUGUCAAAGCAAUCGAGCUUGUAUGAACCAAAAAUGCAGAGACCCUUGCACUGGUUCAUGUGGUGCUAAUGCUGAGUGUCGAGUUGUCAGUCACACACCAAUGUGCACCUGCAUCCCUGGUUUCACUGGAGAUCCGUUCACGCAGUGUUUGCAAGUUAGAGAACCAGUAGUUGAGGAAUCCAGGCCGUGUGUCCCGUCACCUUGUGGUGCAAAUGCUGAAUGUAGGGAGCAAAAUGGUGCUGGAGCUUGCACUUGUUUGCCUGAAUAUAUCGGAAACCCAUACGAAGGGUGCAGACCUGAAUGUAGCGUAAACACCGAUUGCCAAUCAAACAAGGCUUGCAUGAGCAGCAAAUGCCGAGACCCAUGCCCUGGAACUUGCGGACCAAAUGCUCAGUGCCAAGUUGUAAACCACCAAGCAACCUGCACUUGUUUCCCAGGGUAUACUGGUGAUCCGUUCAGAUACUGCAGUCCAAAUCCUCCUGAACCUGUUGUUCAAGAGGCCAGAAAUCCUUGUCAGCCAUCACCUUGUGGACCAAACAGCCAGUGCAGAGAAAUUAAUGGACAAGCUGUUUGUUCAUGUUUGCCUGGAUACCAAGGAAGUCCACCAGGUUGCAGACCAGAAUGCGUUGUGAGCGCAGAGUGCUCUCAAAACAGAGCUUGUAACAACCAAAAAUGCACUGACCCUUGCACUGGAACUUGCGGACAAAACGCUCAGUGCAGCGUCAUUAAUCACAGCCCAAUUUGUAGCUGUCAGCAGGGCUACACUGGCGAUCCAUUCACAAGAUGCUAUCCCGUUCCUCCUCCUCCACCGCCUAAGGAGCCAGCAGUUUACAGAGAUCCUUGUCAGCCUUCUCCUUGCGGACUGUUCUCUCAAUGCAGAGAUAUCGGUGGAGCACCUUCUUGUUCUUGUCUGUCUGGAUACACAGGAGCUCCACCUAACUGCCGACCUGAAUGUGUAGUGAAUUCUGAAUGUCCAAGCAACAAGGCCUGCAUGAGAGAGAAAUGCAGGGAUCCUUGUCCUGGUUCUUGUGGCCAGAAUGCUCAGUGCUCAGUCUUCAACCACAUACCGAUGUGUACUUGUAUUCAAGGCUACGUUGGUGAUCCCUUCACAGCGUGUAAUCCAGCUCCCCCACCACCACGUGAACCAGUCGUAACUGAUCCUUGCAAUCCUUCACCAUGUGGACCAAAUGCUCAAUGUCGCGAUGGCUCUUGCACUUGUCUGCCUGAAUUCCAGGGAGAUCCAUAUGUAGGUUGCAGACCAGAAUGUGUGUUGAGCACAGACUGCUCUAGAGAUAAAGCCUGCAUGCAGAGAAAGUGCAGAGACCCCUGUCCAGGAACAUGUGGACAGAGCGCAAUUUGCACAGUGAGCAACCACAUUCCAAUGUGUAGCUGCCCAUUUGGCAUGCAAGGAGACCCAUUCAUUUCCUGCAGACCUGCUCCAACUCCUGUAAAAGCUCAACCAUGCCAACCAAGCCCCUGCGGUCCAAACAGCCAGUGCCGAGAAAUCAAUGAGCAAGCGGUUUGCUCGUGUGUACCUGGUUUCAUUGGAUCACCGCCUUCUUGCCGUCCAGAAUGUGUAACAAGCUCGGAAUGUGGACAGAACGAGGCUUGUGUUAAUCAAAAGUGCAAAGACCCUUGUCCUGGAACGUGUGGUGUUGGCGCGAAAUGCAGCGUUAUCAACCACAAUCCUAUUUGCAGUUGUCCAAGCCGAUAUACUGGUGAUCCAUUUACCAGAUGUUAUCCUGAACCUGAACCAGUUGUGCAGCCUCCAAGUAACCCUUGCCAGCCAUCUCCAUGCGGGCCAAACGCUCAAUGCCAAGUUCGAGGAGAAAGUCCAUCUUGCUCCUGUUUGCCUAAUUUCAUUGGUGCGCCACCUAACUGCAGACCUGAGUGUGUAAGCAACAGCGAAUGCCCAAGUAACCGCGCCUGCACCAACCAGAAGUGCAGAGAUCCCUGUCCAGGGUCUUGCGGUGCCAAUGCUGAAUGCAGAGUUGUUGGCCACACUCCAAUGUGCGUUUGUGUUGUCGGCUACACUGGAGAUCCGUUCAGCCAAUGCUUCCCUCAACCUGUACCAGUUGUGGAACAAUCUCGACCUUGUGUACCAUCUCCUUGUGGAGCAAAUGCAGAAUGUAGGGAACAAAAUGGAGCUGGCGCGUGCACAUGCUUGCCAGAGUAUAUAGGAAAUCCAUAUGAAGGCUGCCGUCCAGAAUGCGUCGUCAGCUCUGACUGCAGCAGCAACAGAGCUUGCAUGUCGAGCAAAUGUAAGGACCCUUGUCCAGGAACUUGCGGUCAAAAUGCUCAGUGCCAGGUUGUCAACCACCAACCUUCAUGCACAUGCUUCCCUGGCUACACAGGGGAUCCAUUCAGAUACUGUAAUCCAACUCCACCUGAACCUGUGGUGCAAGAGCCGAGGAACCCUUGUCAACCUUCCCCUUGUGGUCCAAACAGUCAAUGCAGAGAAAUAAAUGGUCAAGCAGUUUGCUCUUGCACGCCAGGAUAUCAGGGCAGUCCUCCGAACUGUAGACCUGAGUGUGUGGUCAGCGCUGAAUGCGCUCAAAAUAGAGCUUGCUCAAACCAAAAGUGCACUGAUCCUUGCACUGGAACUUGUGGUCAAAGCGCAAACUGCCAAGUUAUAAAUCACAGUCCAAUUUGUAGCUGUCAAAAUGGCUAUACAGGAGAUCCUUUCACAAGAUGCUUCCCGAUACCACCGACGCCACCACCAAGAGAACCAAUUGUAAACAGGGAUCCUUGUCAGCCUACACCUUGCGGACCCUUCUCUCAGUGCAGAGAUAUUGGAGGCUCACCUUCCUGCUCAUGUUUAUCUGGUUACAUUGGUUCACCACCAAACUGUAGACCAGAAUGCGUCGUGAACUCUGAGUGCUCAAGCAACAGGGCUUGUAUGAGAGAAAAAUGUAGGGACCCAUGCCCAGGAUCUUGCGGUCAGAACGCAGAAUGUUCGGUGUUUAACCACAUUCCUAUGUGCACAUGUAUUCAAGGAUACGUUGGAGAUCCAUUUGUCAACUGUCAACCAGCACCUAAACCACCACCAGAACCAGUUGUCACAGACCCAUGCAACCCAUCACCAUGUGGACCAAAUGCAAAUUGCAGAAAUGGAGCUUGCACUUGUAUUCCUGAAUAUCAGGGUGAUCCUUAUCAAGGCUGUCGACCUGAAUGUGUCUUGAGCCAAGAUUGCUCAAGGGACAAAGCUUGCAUCAGGCAAAAGUGUGUCGAUCCUUGUCCAGGAACUUGCGGAACUGGCGCUGUUUGUACUGUUAGCAACCACAUUCCAAUGUGUAGUUGCCCACCAGGAUUCUCUGGAAGUCCGUUUAUUGAAUGCAGACCAGUCAGAGAACCUGUUUUGACUCAGCCUUGCCAACCUUCUCCUUGUGGUCCCAACAGCCAAUGCAGAGAAAUAAACGGCCAAGCAGUUUGCUCUUGUGUUCCUGGAUUUAUUGGCUCACCACCAUCCUGUCGCCCUGAAUGUGUCACAAGCUCUGAGUGUGCUCAAAACGAAGCCUGCAACAACCAGAAGUGCAGAGACCCAUGUCCUGGAACUUGCGGUCUGAAUGCCAAAUGCAGCGUGAUCAACCACAAUCCUAUCUGCAGUUGUCCACCUCGCUAUUCUGGAGAUCCAUUUAUCCGCUGUACUCCCAUUGUCGACGAGCCAGUUGCUGCUCCUGUCAACCCUUGCCAGCCUUCUCCUUGUGGACCAAAUGCUCAGUGCCAGGUCAGAGGAGAAAGUCCGUCAUGCUCUUGUUUGCCGAAUUAUAUUGGAGCACCGCCAAAUUGCCGGCCAGAAUGUGUCAGCAACAGUGAGUGCCAAAGCAACAGAGCCUGCAUCAACCAAAAGUGUGGCGAUCCUUGUCCUGGUUCCUGCGGUGCUAACGCUGAAUGUAGAGUCGUCAGUCACACACCAAUGUGCCUGUGUGUUGCUGGCUUCACUGGUGAUCCAUUUACACAGUGUUUGCCAGCCAGAGAACCUGUUGUUGAACAAACUAGACCUUGCGUUCCUUCGCCUUGUGGGGCCAAUGCGGAAUGCAGAGAGCAGAAUGGAGCUGGAGCUUGCACUUGUUUGCCUGAAUACAUCGGAAACCCUUACGAGGGUUGCCGACCUGAGUGUGUCAUCAACACUGACUGCCAGUCGAACAGAGCCUGCAUGAGCAGCAAAUGCAAAGACCCUUGCCCAGGAACGUGUGGCCAGAAUGCUCAGUGCCAAGUCGUGAACCACCAGUCACUUUGCACUUGCUUCCCCGGCUAUACUGGAGAUCCUUUCAGAUUUUGCAGCCCGAAUCCUCCUGAACCUGUUGUCCAAGAGCCCAGAAAUCCGUGCCAACCGUCACCUUGCGGACCAAAUAGUCAGUGCAGGGAGAUUAAUGGACAGGCUGUUUGCUCUUGUAUUCCUGGAUACCAAGGAAGUCCUCCAAAUUGCAGACCAGAGUGCGUUGUCAGUGCUGAAUGUGCUCAAAAUCGUGCUUGCAACAACCAGAAAUGCACUGAUCCUUGCACUGGAACUUGCGGACAAAACGCUCAGUGUAGCGUCAUUAAUCACAGUCCAAUCUGCAGCUGUCAACAAGGAUAUACUGGCGAUCCAUUUACAAGAUGUUAUCCUAUUCCUCCACCACCACAAGAACCAGCCGUUUACAAGGACCCAUGCCAACCUUCACCUUGUGGACCAUUCUCUCAGUGCAGAGACAUUGGUGGAGCUCCCUCUUGCUCUUGUUUGUCUGGAUAUAUUGGAGCACCACCAAAUUGCCGACCUGAGUGCGUUGUGAACUCUGAAUGUUCGAGCAACAGGGCAUGCAUGAGGGAGAAGUGCGGAGACCCUUGCCCAGGUUCUUGCGGUCAAAACGCAGAAUGUAACGUUCACAACCACAUUCCGAUGUGCACAUGUAUCCAAGGCUAUAUUGGCGACCCAUUCACCAGUUGUCGCCCUGCACCACCACCUCCUCCCGAACCUGUUGAAACUGACCCUUGCAAUCCAUCUCCCUGUGGGCCAAAUGCUCAAUGCAGAAACGGCCAAUGCACAUGCUUACCAGAAUUCCAGGGCGACCCAUAUCAGGGUUGCAGGCCAGAGUGCGUUCUCAGCACUGACUGCUCCAGAGAAAAAGCUUGCAUGCAAAAGAAGUGCAGAGAUCCAUGCCCUGGAACUUGUGGACAGAGUGCAAUUUGUACUGUGAGCAAUCAUAUUCCAAUGUGUAGUUGUCCUACUGGUAUGCAAGGAGAUCCAUUCAUUUCUUGUCGACCUGCGCCAGCUCCUGUUGUCACACAACCAUGCCAACCAAGCCCUUGUGGGCCAAACAGUCAGUGCAGAGAAAUUAAUGGACAGGCUGUUUGUUCCUGUGUACCUGGUUUCAUUGGAUCGCCACCUUCUUGCCGACCAGAAUGUGUCACAAGUUCCGAAUGUGGUCAAAAUGAGGCUUGUGUCAACCAGAAAUGCAAAGACCCUUGUCCUGGAACUUGCGGCAUUGGAGCAAAAUGCAGCGUCAUUAACCACAAUCCAAUCUGCAGCUGUCCAUCUCGCUACACAGGCGAUCCAUUCACAAGAUGCUAUCCUGAACCUGAGCCUGUUGUUCAACCGCAAGGAAACCCUUGCCAACCAUCGCCAUGUGGACCAAAUGCCCAAUGUCAAGUCAGAGGAGACAGCCCAUCUUGCUCUUGUUUGCCAACCUUCAUUGGUGCUCCACCAAACUGCAGACCAGAGUGCGUCAGCAACAGCGAAUGCCAGAGUAAUAGGGCGUGCAUUAAUCAGAAGUGUGGUGAUCCUUGUCCUGGCUCUUGCGGAGCCAACGCUGAAUGCAGAGUUGUCAGCCACACCCCAAUGUGCAUUUGCAUCCAAGGCUUCACAGGAGAUCCGUUCACUCAAUGCUCGCCAGUUAGACAGCCAGUUGUUGAGCAAUCUCGGCCUUGUGUUCCAUCGCCAUGUGGAGCUAAUGCCGAGUGCAGAGAGCAAAACGGAGCUGGUGCCUGCACAUGCUUGCCAGAAUACAUUGGAAAUCCGUACGAGGGUUGCAGACCUGAAUGUACCAUCAACCCCGACUGUCCCUCCAAUAAGGCUUGCAUGAGCAGCAAAUGCAAAGACCCUUGCCCUGGAACAUGCGGACAAAAUGCUCAAUGUCAAGUUGUGAAUCAUCAAGCUACUUGUACUUGCUUCCCAGGAUACACUGGGGAUCCAUUUAGAUUCUGCAGACCUCAUGAGCCUGAACCUGUUCUUUCUGAACCUACAAACCCAUGCCAGCCUUCUCCUUGUGGCCCCAACAGCCAAUGCAGGGAAAUAAAUGGACAGGCUGUUUGCUCUUGUCAAGUUGGUUAUCAAGGAAGCCCACCAAACUGCAGACCAGAAUGUGUUGUCAGUGCUGAAUGUGCCCAAAACAGGGCUUGCAACAAUCAGAAGUGCACUGACCCUUGCAUCGGUGCUUGCGGACAAAAUGCUAAUUGCCAGGCUAUCAAUCACAGUCCCAUUUGCUCUUGCAUUCAAGGGUACACUGGAGAUCCUUUCUCAAGAUGCUAUCCUAUUCCUCCUCCUCCACAAGAGAGGCCAGAGCCUGUUAUCACAAACCCUUGUGUUCCAUCUCCUUGUGGGCCAAAUGCUGUUUGCCAGGCUGUUGGGCAAAACCCAUCAUGCUCUUGCUUGCCUGGCUACAUAGGCAGCCCACCAAACUGCAGGCCUGAGUGUAUUGUGAGCUCUGAGUGUGCCAGCAACAAGGCUUGCAUGAGAGAAAAAUGUAGAGACCCAUGCCCAGGCGCUUGUGGCUAUAAUGCUCAGUGCACAGUAAUAAACCAUCUGCCAAUGUGCACUUGCAUUCAGGGCUAUGUUGGCGAUCCUUUCACUAGUUGUCAACCGAAACCUGAAGAUCCUAAGCCUGUUAUCACUGAUCCUUGCAACCCAUCACCUUGCGGACCAAAUGCUCAGUGUAGGGAUGGCGCGUGCACCUGCUUACCUGAAUACCAAGGAGACCCGUAUCAGGGAUGUAGACCUGAGUGCGUUAUAAGCCAAGAUUGCCCCAGGGAGAAGGCCUGUAUGCGGCAAAAGUGCAAAGAUCCCUGUCCAGGAACCUGCGGCCAAAAUGCACGCUGUGAUGUUAUAAACCAUGUUCCUAUGUGCAGCUGCAACCCUGGUUUCAGUGGAAAUCCAUUCAUAAUCUGCAAUCCCGUUCAAGAACCAAUCAAAACACAACCAUGCAACCCAUCUCCAUGCGGACCGAACAGUCAAUGCAGAGAAAUCAAUGACCAAGCUGUUUGUUCGUGCAUUGUUGGCUUUAUGGGCUCACCACCUAACUGUCGUCCAGAAUGUGUCGUUAACACUGACUGCCCGCUUACUGAGGCUUGCUCGAAUCAAAAAUGUAGAGAUCCUUGUCCCGGAACAUGCGGCGUGGGAGCAAAGUGCAGUGUGAUCAAUCACAAUCCCAUUUGCAGCUGCCCAACGAGAUACACAGGAGAUCCAUUCACAAGAUGCUAUCCAACACCGGAACCGGUUGUCACUCCCACGGAUCCAUGCCAGCCAUCACCUUGCGGUCCUAAUGCUCAAUGCCAAGUCCGAGGAGAAAGCCCAUCAUGCUCUUGUUUGCCGACAUACAUUGGCGCGCCACCAAACUGCCGGCCUGAAUGCGUCAGCAACAGUGAAUGCCCGAGUAACAAAGCUUGCAUGAACCAAAAAUGCGGUGACCCUUGCCCAGGGGUUUGUGGAAACAAUGCCCUGUGUAGAGUUGUCAGCCACACUCCUCAAUGCUACUGCCAACCAGGCUACGAAGGAGAUCCGUUCAGGCAGUGUGCCGUGCCAUUAGUAACAGAGUCAAGACCUGCUGUCAAACCUUGCGUUCCUUCUCCCUGCGGAGCCAAUGCAAUCUGCAGAGAGCAAAACGGUGCUGGCGCUUGCAUCUGCCAGCCUGACUACUUUGGCAACCCUUACGAAGGCUGCAGACCUGAAUGUGUGGUCAACUCGGACUGUCCUUCGCAUAGAUCUUGUGUGAAUCAAAAGUGCAAGGAUCCUUGCCCAGGCACAUGUGGACCCAACGCGCAGUGUCAAGUCAUAAAUCACUUGCCGACUUGCACUUGCUUUGCUGGAUAUACUGGUGAUCCAUUCAGAUACUGCAGUCCGAUCCCACAAGCUGUUGUACAAGAACCAACAAAUCCAUGCCAGCCAUCACCUUGUGGACCAAAUAGCCAGUGCAGAGAAAUUAACGGACAAGCUGUUUGCUCAUGCAUUGCUGGAUAUCAAGGCAGCCCGCCCAACUGCAGACCGGAAUGCGUGGUUAACCCUGAAUGCCCUCACAAUAGAGCCUGUGUUAGCCAGAAAUGCAAAGAUCCUUGCCCUGGCACUUGCGGCCAAAAUGCUCAAUGUAGCGUUAUCAACCACAGUCCGAUUUGCAGCUGCCAACAAGGCUAUACAGGAGACCCGUUCUCUCGAUGCUACCCUAUUCCUCCACCUCCGCCUCGUCCAACGCAGCCUGCCAUUGUUGACCCAUGCUUGCCGAAUCCUUGUGGCCCUUACUCAACCUGCAGAGACAUUGGUGGCACUCAUUCGUGCGCCUGCUUGCCAAACUACUUCGGCAGCCCGCCAAACUGUAGACCUGAGUGUUCAGUCAACUCUGACUGCGCCAGCAACAAGGCUUGCAUGAGAGAGAGAUGCAGCGACCCAUGCCCUGGUUCGUGCGGAUCUGGUGCUCAGUGCUCUGUGAUCAACCACACUCCCAUGUGUACUUGCCCUGCUGGCUACAUUGGUGAUCCAUUCGUCAACUGCUACCCGAAACCACCUGAGCCCAAACCGGUUAUCACUGACCCUUGCAAUCCAUCGCCAUGUGGUCCGAACGCCAACUGCAGAGACGGAGUUUGCACGUGUAUUCCUGAGUAUCACGGAGAUCCAUACCAAGGCUGCAGACCAGAGUGCGUCAUCAGCCAGGACUGCUCAAGAGACAAAGCUUGCAUCAGACAGAAGUGUAAAGAUCCUUGCCCAGGCACUUGCGGUCAGAACGCUCGAUGCGAUGUUGUAAACCAUGUGCCAAUGUGCAGUUGCAAUGCUGGCUACACAGGGAAUCCAUUCGUCAUCUGCAAUCCCUAUGAGCCAGUUAAAAUCCAAGAUCCUUGCAACCCAUCACCUUGUGGCCCGAACAGUCAGUGCCGUGAUAUCAACGGCCAAGCUGUUUGUUCGUGCCUUUCUGGUUUUAUUGGCACGCCACCUUCUUGUAGACCAGAGUGCGUAACCAACUCUGAAUGCAGACAGAAUGAAGCUUGCAUCAAUCAAAAGUGCAAAGAUCCGUGCCCUGGUACUUGUGGUCUUAAUGCACGAUGUGAAGUGAGAAAUCACAAUGCAAUUUGCACUUGUCCUGCUGGCUCGACGGGAGAUCCAUUCUCACGAUGCUAUCCUAUUCCGCUCCCGCCUCGUCAGCCAGCAGUUGCACAAGAUCCAUGCUUCCCAUCACCUUGUGGUCCAAAUGCAGAUUGCAAAGACAUUGGUGGAAGUCCGUCUUGCUCUUGUAGACCCACAUACAUUGGGUCACCUCCAAACUGCAGACCAGAAUGUGUUUCAAACUCUGAAUGCGACAGGAGCAAGGCUUGCAUUCGCCAAAAAUGCCAAGAUCCCUGUCCAGGAUCAUGCGGACUCGAGGCUCAAUGCCGUGUGGUGAUGCAUGUUCCUAACUGUUUCUGCCCAACAGGUUAUAUUGGAGAUCCAUUCACAAGAUGCUAUCCAGCUCCUCCAGAGCCACAACCUAAGCCAGUUGAUAUUCAGCGCCCUUGCCAGCCGUCGCCUUGCGGCUCAAACGCAGUUUGCCGUGAGGAGAACAGCUAUGCUGUGUGCGAGUGUCUGCCUGAAUACUUCGGCAACCCGUACGAAGGCUGCAGGCCUGAGUGCUUGGUCAGCUCCGACUGCGCCAUGAACAGGGCUUGCAUCCGUAACAAAUGCAAGGAUCCUUGCCCUGGUACUUGCGGCUUUGAGGCGGUUUGCACUGUCACCAACCACAUCCCAGUGUGCAGUUGUCCUCCGGGAACAACUGGAGACGCCUUCCGCUCUUGCUCGUUGGUUCCUGUGAAAAUUGAGCCUGUUGAAUCUGACCCCUGCAACCCUUCACCGUGUGGACCAAACGCUCGCUGCACUAUUGGCCCCAACGGACACGCCAUGUGUGAGUGUCUGCCUGGAUACUUCGGCAGCCCAUACUCUGGAUGCAGGCCUGAGUGCGUGCUCAGCGCAGACUGCCCAAGAGACAAGGCUUGUGUCAGACAGAAAUGUGUUGACCCUUGCCCUGGAGUUUGCGGCUUCUCGGCUAGGUGUAGUGUCAUCAACCACAGCCCGAUCUGCAUGUGCCCUGCACCUUUGACCGGAGAUCCAUUUGUCGAAUGCAGAGAAAUGCCUGUUAUUCGUGAUCCAUGCAAUCCUUCGCCUUGCAAUGUCAACGGUCAAUGCAAAGUGGUCAACGGCGCUGCUGCUUGCUACUACCCUGAAUGUGUCAUUAACCAAGACUGCCCGCGAGACAAGGCUUGCUUUGGCCAAAAAUGCAAAGAUCCUUGCGUCGACGCUUGUGGCUUCAACGCCCUGUGCCAGGUUGUUAAUCACAACCCUGUGUGCAGUUGCCCUGCUGGUUUCAUUGGCUCGGCUCGUGUUGAAUGCAAGAGGCAGCCAAUUGAGGCUCCAAGGCCCGAAUGCACAGACAACUCUGAGUGCAGCAACGACAAGGCUUGCAUCAACGAGAAAUGCAGAAAUCCUUGCGCGGAAUAUCCUAACGCGUGCGGCUCCAAUGCUGAAUGUCACGUCAGGAUGCACAGACCCAUCUGCUCGUGCAAGGAUGGCUAUACUGGCUCUGCUCAAAGCAUAUGUUAUGAAAUUGGAUGUAGAUCUGAUUCUGAGUGUCCACCAACUGAAGCGUGCGUGAAUCGCCAGUGUGAAGAUCCGUGCAGAUAUACGCAGUGCGGUGUUGGCGCUCGCUGCAGAGUUGAAGGACACCAGGCUCGCUGCUACUGUCCCGACAACUACCGCGGCGAUGCUUACAGCCAGUGCACUCGUCCUGAGUGCACCGCAGACCACGAGUGCCCCAACCACUUGGCGUGCAGGAACGAGCGCUGCGAAGAUCCUUGCCGAUGCGCACCUGGAGCUCAGUGCAGAGUCACAAAUCACGUUCCUAGGUGCUCAUGCCCUCCUGGGUUCAUGGGAGAUCCUUACACCGCUUGCAACGUUGAGCCUGUUUUGGCUCCUGCUCCUGAAUGUACCAUGGACGCUGAUUGCUCCAGCAAGCUGGCGUGCUUCAGUGGAGAAUGCAAGAACCCGUGCAGAGAAACCAAGCCAUGUGGAGCCAACAGCGAGUGCACUGUCGUUGACACGUUGCCCCUCAGAACCAUGGUUUGCAUUUGCUUGCCAGGUUUUGUGGGAGAUGCUGAUGUUGAGUGCAGACCAGCACCGCUAGAACAGCCUGGUUGCAAGAGUGACAGUGAAUGUCCAUCCACUCAGACCUGCAUCAACAGACAGUGUGUCAACCCAUGCACUAUGUCCAAUCCUUGCGCCAAUAGUGCUGAAUGCCAACCUGAGAAUCAUAGGGCUAACUGCAAAUGUCCUUCAGGACUGCGCGGUGAUCCAUUCAUCAACUGCUACAAACAACCAGUUCUUGAGCCAGAGUGCACAGUUGACUCGCAGUGCAGUACGAACAAGGCGUGCAUUGGUCAGAUGUGCCAGGAUCCUUGCUUGGUCAGCAACAGGUGCGGCAUCGAUGCAGUUUGCAGAACAGAACAACACAGAGCUGUUUGCCACUGUCCUGAUGGAUGGGGUGGCAACCCUCAAUCUCGAUGCUACAAACCUGAAUGCAACGUUGACUCUGAUUGUCCUUAUGACCGCGCUUGCAUUGGACAAAAGUGCCUCGAUCCUUGCCGUGUGACAACUUGCGGCAGAGGUGCAGAAUGCCGAGUGCAAGCCCACCAGGCGCUCUGCUUCUGCCCUCAGGGCACUCAGGGUAACGCGAUCACAUCUUGCGUGGCCGUCCAGUGCCAGUACAACGAGGACUGCGCUGACCAUGAGGCUUGCGACCGCCUCAACAGGGUCUGCAGGCCGGUGUGCGAAGAAGACACUUGCGCCCCGUCGGCACAGUGCAUUGGAAGAAUGCAUCAGGCCAUGUGCACAUGCCCAGCCGGUACAGUUGGCGACCCAUACAGCCAGUGCAGAGCUCGCGAGCCUGUCGAAGCCCCCGAGUGCGUGCAAGACGGAGACUGUCCGUCGCAGCACGCUUGUAUCAACAAGAAAUGCCAGAAUCCUUGCAGAAUCUCGCAGCUUUGUUCGCCGGACCAGAAUUGCAGAGUGCAAGACACCUUGCCGCUCAGAACUGUCAUGUGCGAGUGCCCACCGGACACUAUCACUGACCAGAACGGAGUUUGCAGACCAAUUUUGUCACCCACUUCUCAAUGCCAAAUCGACAACGACUGCCCCAACCCUGACAAAUGCAUCAGAGGAAACUGCAUCGUGGCUUGUCGUGUGGACCAAUGCGGAACAAACGCGCUAUGCACGUCACAAGAUCACAGGUCCAUCUGCUCUUGCGCGCCUGGCUAUAUUGGAAACCCCAACGUUGAGUGCACAAAUGAACCUAAGACACCAACUCUGCCACCACCACCUCAGUGCGUGGUGAAUGAUGACUGUCCAUUGCAGAGGUCCUGUCGCAAUCAACUUUGCGUAAACCCUUGCGCAGUCGGCGACCCGUGUGGAAGAGGCGCUUUCUGUCAUAUUGAAAAUCACAAUCCAGUUUGCAGAUGUCCUGCUGGAUUUGUUGGCAACCCUAAAACCGAGUGUAUUCCUCCUCCCGUGAAUAUUGUUGGCUGCAAAUCAAACUCUGAGUGUCCCGAUGUCGAGACUUGCGUCAAUGGCCGGUGCAUCGAUCCAUGCAACUGUGGUCCUAACUCUGACUGCAGGGUUCAGAAUCACUACGCCAUUUGCUCGUGCAAACCUGGAUACUCAGGCAAUCCACUCUACGGCUGCCAGAAGAUCGGCUGCCAAUCUGACAGUGAGUGCUCAGACAACCAACAGUGCUACAACGGCGAGUGUCUGAACCCGUGCCUUUUGUCCAACCCUUGCGCCAUCAACGCCGAGUGCUACGCAAGUAACCACAGAGCAGCCUGCAAAUGCCAACCUGGCUAUGAAGGAAAUCCAUUCGAAAAAUGCGAGCGCUCCGAGUGCCGCGUCAGCCAAGACUGCCCGAGCAACAGGGCCUGCAUGGACAGACGCUGCGUUGAUCCUUGCUUUGUGUAUUCUGACCGCGCCCCUUGCGCCAGCAAUGCCAUUUGUUACGCCCAGAACCACGCUGCCAGCUGCAGAUGCCCAGAGCAACUGCCUAGAGGAGAUCCAUUCGCCUAUUGUCAGGCAGAGCGUGCGCCUCCUCUCAACACUCCAGAAUGCCAAGUCGACUCUGAUUGCGCCAGCGGACUUGCUUGCCUCAGCGAAAAAUGCAGAGACCCUUGCAGAGAGCUUACACCUUGCUCUUCCACCGCCAGGUGCAUGGUUCUCGACUCCGUGCCGCUAAGGACCAUGACCUGCACUUGUCCCGAGGGAUGGGUGCCAAACUCUGCGGGAGAAUGCAAAGCAGUCGUGCUGCCAGUUCCUCCUGGCUGCACCGCAGACUCUGACUGUCCAACCACGGAGGCCUGCAUCAAUAGAAUGUGCCGCAAUCCUUGUGACUGUGGCAACAACGCCAACUGCUUUGUGCAAAACCACAGGCCUGUCUGCUCCUGCAGAGAAGGCUAUGAAGGCAAUCCCAACAUCGCUUGUCACACAGUUGGCUGCCGAAGCAACUCCGAAUGCGAUUCUGGAAAGGCUUGCGUCAAUGGCAACUGCAUCGAUCCCUGUUUGGUCAAUGACCCUUGCGGAACUCAUGCCGAAUGUUACACCUCUGGCUACAGAGCUCAGUGUCGCUGCAGAAGCGGAUACAGAGGAGAUCCAUAUGUUGGUUGCAGAGUCGUCGGAUGUCGCAGCAACAACGACUGCCCCUCUGAUAGGGCUUGCAUUGACACUCAGUGCGUUGACCCUUGCGUCCACACCAGCAACAACAGACCACCUUGCGCGCCAAACGCCAAUUGCCAGCCAAGAUCCCACGCAGCCAUGUGCCGCUGCCCGCCUGGCUAUGAAGGAAAUCCAUAUGCUGGUGCCGGCUGCAGACCUGAGCCGAAACCAGAGUGCACAAGGGACGCAGACUGCCCGUCAACGUACGCCUGCAUCAACGAGCGCUGCGGAGACCCAUGCGCCGAGCACAGGCCCUGCAACGCUCCAGCCAAGUGCACAGUGGUGCCCGAUUCGCUACCAGUUCGCACAAUGAUCUGCAAGUGUCCUGACGGAUAUGUGAGCAACGGGAACGGCGCCUGCAAGGCCAUUCCACCAGUCACCAAGGUUGGGUGCACAGCUGACACCGAGUGCCCAACGGACAAGGCCUGCAUCAAUGGAGUGUGCAGAGAUCCUUGCAACUGCGGUGCGAACGCCGAGUGCAGAGUUGCAGAGCACAGACCUGUCUGCACUUGCAAACUUGGCUUUGAAGGAAAUCCGGAAAUUCAGUGCGCAAGAGUUGGCUGUUUGAGCGACGACGAAUGCUCUGGCAGAGACUCGUGCGUCAAUCAGCAUUGUGUGCCUGUUUGCAAGACCACCAGCUGCGGCGAAGGAGCCAUUUGCUACGGAGUUAACCACAAACCUAUCUGCGAAUGUCCUUCAGGCCUCAGUGGCAACGCCAAGGUGGCUUGCUCUGCUGUGGGCUGCCGCUCAGACUCGGAAUGCCCGUCAGAUAAGGCUUGCUUCAAUGCGCAGUGCCAGAAUCCUUGUGUUGUCGAAGAUCCAUGCGUUGCACCUGCAAUUUGCACUGCCUUUGAUCACAAGGCCGAUUGUUCUUGUCCGCCUGGAUAUCUUGGCGACAGAAAACUAGGAUGCGAAAAGAUCGAACUUGGCUGCCAGGGCGAUUCAGACUGCCCAUCUCAGACUGCGUGCAUCAACAAGGAGUGUAUCAACCCUUGCAACGCAACAACACCGUGCGGAAUCAACGCUGAUUGCAAGGUUCUAGACACAGUUCCAGUCAGAACAAUGACCUGUGAAUGCUAUCCUGGCUACCAAGGAGACGCUGCUGUCGAAUGCACUCCCAUUCCUACCUGCCCCAUUGAUAAGGGCUUCAUUCGAGACCAGUCAGGCAACUGCAUCUGCCCACCAGGAUCUGGUCUCGACCACAACGGAGACUGCAUUCACUGUCCUUCGGUAAAGGGUAUGAAGGUGGACGAAAGAGGACGCUGCGUUUGCGACCUGGAGAGAGGCAUGGUGGUCGAUGAGAGAGGCAACUGCAUCUGCCCUGUUGAGUUUGGCUACGUUUUGGACAGGAGAGGCUAUUGUGUGAAGACUGAUACGCCUCCUCCGCCUGAGUGCGUUGUCGAUUCCGACUGCGCCGACGACAGAUACUGUGAGCAGACCACCAACACAUGCCAAGACCCUUGUGGAAUCAAGAGGUGUGGAAUCAACGCUUUGUGCAAUGCCACCAACCACAGAGCUGUUUGCCAGUGCAUCGCUGGCUACUCAGGAGACCCAGAAGUCCUUUGCAACAACACAAUUCAGUUCAGGACAGACUUCCCUCGGCCAGAGAUGGUUGUCAGCUGUCUCUCUGACGGAGUCCAAGUUGAGAUCCACAUCACAGAAAGGGGCUUCAAUGGAAUGCUGUACGUCAAGGGCCACAGCAAGGACGAGAAUUGCAGACGCUUUGUCACGUUAGACCAAGACACGUCCUCAAGGCUUGAGAUUUUCAAGGUUCAAUUCGGAAACUGUGGACUGAUGCACCAAAACGGAGAAGCCAGCUUUGUGCUUGUCAUUCAGAAACAUCCUAAGCUGGUGACAUACAAGGCUCAGGCAUACCACAUCAAGUGCGUCUACACCACAGGAGAACAGAAUGUGACCCUUGGAUUCAACGUGUCGAUGUUGACAACCGCAGGAACAAUCGCCAACACCGGUCCUCCACCAACCUGCAUCAUGAAGAUUGUUGCCCAAAACGGCCGAGAGAUCAAUGCCGCUGAAAUUGGAGACAAUCUUGCUCUGCGAGUUGAUGUCCAACCACAAAGUAUUUACGGCGGCUUCGCCAGGAGCUGCAUAGCGAAAACUAUGGAAGACAACGUUGAGAACGAGUACAUAGUGACAGACGAAAACGGCUGUGCCACAGAUCCACAGAUAUUUGGAGAAUGGGAGCAAGAUCCGGAAGGAACGGGACUGAUUGCCAGCUUUAAUGCAUUCAAGUUCCCAAGCAGCGACAACAUCAGAUUCCAAUGUAACAUCAGAGUCUGCUUUGGACGUUGCCAGCCUGUCAACUGCCAGGGUUACAACGCCUUUGGCAGAAGAAGGCGAGAGGUUGGCGACCUGAAGAACAACACCGAUGUCGCCACUCAGGAUGGAUCUGAAGGCCAGCUGAGAGAGGAAAUUACCAUCCAGUCGCAGGCAAUCCUGACCAUCGAGAGGAAGAAGGAGCGACUUGUUGACCCUGGAGAUGGUCAGUAUUUUAAAUCCUCUCCAAAGGCAUACUCAUUGAAUAUUAUUAAUCCAGGACCUGAGGCGUCUGCCCGCAUCGAGGACAUUUGCGUGUCGAUGAUUGGAUUCAUCGUGGCCCUGAUCAUCACGGCCCUGUUGGCGCUUGUGGCGGUGGCAAUCGCUGUGUCGUGCUGGCUCAUGGCAUACAGAAGACGGCCAAAGGCAUCUGGCCCGUUGCCUCACCCGCCAGAGUUCCCCAACCCUCUGUUCACGACACCAGAACCAGUGGCAGAACCAUCGCCUGAUUACCUCUCGUAAAGAUUAGAGACUCGAACCAAGAAAUGACAAUAAUGAUUUUCAAGUAUACACAAUAAUUAAUUGAAAGCUCCAAACAGAAUCGUACAUGACUGAAAAUAGAGGAAUAGAAAAUGUUAAGACAAAUUUUUGAAGCAGAUGAUAAAAAUUGUUAUUGUGUUGUGAAUGAGUUAUUUGUAAUAUUUUAAGCACGAAAACACGACUGCGAUCAUCAAGCGCCUAACUCUGGUAACAAGAAAGAAUUUCAAUUAAUACAGAGAUCCAGUUCGUGUUUUCGCUCACUCAUCUCCUCCGAUGGCUUUUAUUGAAUUUUCGCCACAUAUGACAAUCAGACGGGAUUUUUUUAAACUGUUUCAUCUCUCAACUAAGUGAGUGCUGGUGGUGGCUAUCUGAAACGUUUCUCAGUCUAAUAGCCCUCCGUAGAUUUUGACUAAGAAUGCACUAAAGUGCAAUUUCCAGCGCCCUUUUUGCUUCGCAAAUAAGAAAAUGAAUAAUACUCUAUAUUGCCAUAAUGAAAUGCACUCGAUUCUGGAGCAAAAAUGGGAACCAUUAACAAAGAGUCCUGUCUGAAAAAUACUGAGAGUCUGAGUGAAUGAGUCCUAUGAACUAGCCAUUGGAGGAUUUGCAAUCCACACUCUGCUGUACAUUUCUCCUCUUUUACAAUUAGGACAGAGUAUGUGCUGUGCGCAAAAGAAGGUGCAACUCUAGAAACACACAAAGGUGCCUUAUUUGAUGCUAAAAAAGCUAAAAAGUUGCUCCAGAAAUUUCUGUUAUACAUGCCGAUGACAUGAUUGUGUGUAAAUAAUGAAUUUUAACAUAAGGAGGCACAAGCAUUAUUCCCCUUUUUACAAAGAAAAUAAUAAUUUAUUGCUGAUACUGCCUCCUUCCAUGUUUUGCAUUAGAGAAGCUGUUGUAGACAAGGCAAUUUUAUUGGGAUAUAUGUGAUAAAAAUCGUAGGCAGAAUAAUGCUAAAUGCUGAAUUUUAAAAAUGACGCAGCUCACACUACAACUCAAAACAAGUCUUCCGAUUUAUUUUAUAAGACUAACAAUAUUUUGGCUCGCUAUUAAAAACACUAAACAAGUGUAAUCGUGAACAAAAAGGUAGACCCAACUGCUGUCCAAAAAGACUAGAUUGUAAGUGCUGAAAUAUGCCCAGACAGAUUCAUUUCGCACCUGAGUCUGUCCAGCUAUAUUUGCACAAAGGUCUUUUCUGAAGCUGCUUUAACAAGAAACUAAAAAAGGACGCUGACAUUGGAAGAAAAUGUAAUAUAUAAAUUUGUGUCCUAGAAGCAUUUAAUAAAAAAAAACAAAUCCAAAUUA